Messenger RNA from Porites evermanni, 55310 nucleotides. NCBI's taxonomy places the organism in Eukaryota, Metazoa, Cnidaria, Anthozoa, Scleractinia, Poritidae. The record is from the annotation of a GenBank genome assembly.
CAUCCGGAGAACAAGAUGGCGGCCGAGAUGAGUUGACUUGCAACCUUGGUGUUUGUUUCCGAAAAAUAAUGGUUUUCUUAUCAUUCUAAGAAACGGAAAGACACCGGCGAUCGCUGCCAAGAGUAACUCUACUCAAUCGCCAUGUAUGAGAACACAAAAACACAAAAUAUGUUUCUUACACGGGCCCUAGAGAAGAUACUGAACGACAAGGAAACGAAGAAGUCAUAUCACCAGCAACUGAAGAAGGCUUGCGAAGUAGCUCUAGGUGAGACACGGGAAAUGAGAAAACAGUCUAUUUCAAAUAUUUUACACAGCUGCCAGUUAUUAUCUCUAGAUCUAAGCUUGGAUUGAUUGUCAGAGUCAAUUGUACCCUGGUUGUUUGCUUAAAUUCAGCUUGUACUCUGUAGCUUGAUUUUCAAAGAUAAGAAAUUCACUCUUCAAAACAGGUGUGAGUGCAGACGGCACAUUAUGGCCGACAAUUGCCUAUUUUGAGUGUUUUCUUAUGUUAUCGGCGAUCAAAGUUGGUGUCCUUUCUUGCGCUUUUCAGAGGCGAUUCAUAAUAAAGUUGUAUUGAUCAAGAACUUGGUUAAGAUCAGGAUGGCAUUUGAUUAUUUGAAAUUCUAAUCUGGUCACGCUUUGCUUCGCUUCAAUCCAGGCAACGCAACAGUUCUUUUAGCAAAGUAGCUCGCCGAGUUUUUGCCUCUUGACAAUAACAAAGAGUAACUUCCUGCAAAAUGAUUAAUUGAUCAUGAUCAUGAACUAGUUCUAAAAUCCUAUUUAAAAGUAUCUGUCAGUGAUCAAUAUUGCAAUAACUUUCUGUUACUGAACUGGUGUUAAUACUGUCAUGACAUUUUAUAUAAUAUCACUGCACAAUGUGUUAGAAAGUUUUACACAAAGACAUCUGCAAAUUUGUAGCUUUGAAUGUAUCAAGCCAAAAGUAACAGUAUUAUUUUUAUAACUAUUUUAAUCAUAAAGAAUCAAGGACAAUAUUUUUGGGGGUGAAGGUUGUGAAUAUCAUGUUUACUAUGAAUUUUUUUAGUUGUGAGUUUUUCUUUGAAAAACAGCUUUAAGCAAAUCUUAAGACAUUUGAGAUUUUCUCAUGCUACUAUUCUUAGAACUUUUUGUUUACAUAUGCAUUACAAAUCCACUGUUGAUCUGAAAACAAUAAGUUGGCAGGAUAUUGAAUCAGAAACAGGAACAUAUUACAUUUUACCACCACAUUUUAAUGCAACAUCACACUGAGUAAACUUGGUUUUAUCGAUAUCUACGUAUAAUAACAUUAUUGUGACUGCAUAGUUUUGCUACAUUUCAGCAAAAGAAAUAUUUUUUGCACCCACAGUAGGCAUGCAUUGCUUUUUGUAAUAUUUGUAAUUAUUAUCUUGGAUUUGUCUGUAUCGUAAAAGAAUAAUGGGUACUGUUGUAGUGAUUAUGGUUUUUCUAAAUAUUUCAAAUUAGCAAUGUACAUGUUAUGCUGUAAGUCUGUUGUUCAUAGAGACAACAUACUAGCCGUAUCAACACAAUUUUGAGCUGUAAUUUUAUUCGCUUUUGAUAUUGUUGAGGAAACACAGCACUAUUGAUGUUGCUCAAGUCUUUCGUUGGUUUUAAAAUUGUCAAACCUGAUCAGUUAGUCAAUUUUGAUUAAGAUUAUGGUUUAUAAGUAGGUUGAAUUUGAUCAUCCGCGUGAAAGUUGUCCUGAAUAGGACGGUUGUUGACAGUGGCUGACGUUUAGACAACCUGUGCAGUAGUCAUCUUCAGAGUCAAAGUGAGUUGUAUCAUGUCAGCUGAUGAGAUUAUACUCUGGUUAUUGACCUGAUUGGUCAAUUACCUCAUGAUGCUAUUGAUUGUCUGUCAGUUAAGCCAUGAUGUUAUUGGCUAUGAAGACUCAUAAUGUAAUUGGUGCAUUUCGAUCCCUCUGUAGAUGACUACUGCAAAGGUUUGUUGAAAUCUCAGUCACUGUCAACAACAACAGUCCUAUUCAGGACUAUGCUCACCCGGACGAUUAAACUCAACCUACUUUUGAAAUGACUCCUGGGUUCAAACCUAUCACAGUAUUAUGGUUGAACUUGUUUGAAAACUUUUCAAAUCUAACAAUAUUGAUCCACAGCAUUAAAACACAUAGUAUCUGGACAUGAGCAUUUUUAUGUUUUUUUUUCAGAAGAAAUUCAUAAAUCUCAAAAAGCUGUAAUUGCAGAUGGCAGGUAUAGUUUCAUAUAUUACUAUUUGAUUUAUAAAAUUUACCCCUGCAUGUUGGGGCAAACAUUUGUUUAGGUUCAUUUUAUAAGUUCGUUGAGCUUUUAUAUAUGUACACCUGUACCAAGUAAUCUUUUGGUGCAUUUAAUAGUUCACUGCAAAUUAAUCUUGACCUCUUACGGCCCACUUGAAAGAACACUAUAUGUUUUAAUUGGCAAGAUAUUCUUUUGUAUUUUACAGGAUGUGUUAAGAUGUCACAUCAUCCAGUUUUGUAGUGUUUUUUUUUUGUAUUUGAUGUGUUGGUUCAUAAAAUCUAUAUGCCCCCCAUAGAGGGUUUUGAUACCCGCCUCCCCCACCACUAACACCCACUCACCCCUCUGGCAAUAUAAUUUUCCCUUCAUUAAACAAUUUUUCCAUUUCAAAAUUUUGGCCUUGAAGACCCUCAUCCCUCUUGGAAUUUCCAAUGUCCCUCCAUGGGCAGAAUAGUGAAAUUUUUUUGACGCCACAGAAAGGAUCAAAAUAAUUACUUUUUUUAAGCUUCUUUCAUAAACAAUUUGGAUCCAUCUUGAACAGGGGACUGCUGUGGUUUGGGGAUCUUUUCUCCACAAUAAGGAGAAAGAUGUUAUUAGCAGAAAGUCUUUCUUGCCUGUUUAUAAGGUGUUUUUGUCUUUGUUGUAUUGUGUAGUGAUGAAAGUCCAUCAUCUGCCCUUCCUCCGCCCAAGGGAAAGCAGCCAUUUAUUGAAGCAGAUAGAUAUUUUUUACCCUUUGAACUUGCUUGCCAAUCAAAAUGUCCUCGAAUAGUUGUGACAGCACUGGACUGCCUCCAGGUACUGUUAAUUUGUGUUUAUAACAAAUAUCAAAGAGUGAAUUAGGGAAAUACUGUUUGUCGUUAGAAUUUUUUACUUUUUACUUUAGGUAACAAAAAUUCAGAAAAACAGUUUUUUUUCGAAAGUUGUGAAAAAAAAAAUAGAAAAAGUCAUGUAAAAUUGUAUUUCUUGGCAAAGUCAGUAAAAAGGCAGGGUUUGCUUUCAGUUAAAUAAUUACUUUAAUACACUAAAACCCCACAACUGAGAACCUGGAUGUUUCCAAGUUAGCCUCAGGUUCUUAUGUAAAUGCUAGUUAGCAAAAGUUAAGCCUAUUUUGGUUCUUAAAUAGAUUCUUAUUUUCUGAAGAAAAGACAUACAAUAUAGCUAAGAGUAUUCAGUUGUUCAGCUUAUUCCUCAUAUAAAACCUACAUACCAGAACAGAAUUUUUGUACAGAAUUUUUUCAUAGAUUUUAGAAAAAAACCAAGAACCCGUUUCAAAUUUUAGGCUCAACAGGUUCUUAGUCACAGGGUUUACUUUUACAGAAAAUUACUGUACUCUAAAUGCUAUUAAAAAUGUCUAGAUUCCUUUGAAAAUGUAAAGAUAUUCACAAACAGGAAAAGAAUAACCAUGGCUGGCAAAAGAAGCUGAAAAAAAUUUGAAUUCGAAGUUCAGCAACAAAAAAAUUAUUUAAAGGAAAAUUCAGGGAUUUUUUUUUUCUGGAAGUGAGUGGCUACCCUGUGGAAGCAUGACAAUGAGAAAUUCAGCAGAUAAGAGUGUCUUGAAUCUUUACUAAUACUGUAACGUUGCAUACUCUAUCAAACACUAUUUUACUUUACCAUGACUGUUAUUUUCAUUUGAAUUUUUUCCAUAGAAACUUAUAGCUUAUGGACACUUAGCUGGUGACAUUCCAGAUAGCACUGAACCCUCAAAAAAGCUUCUAGACCGGAUAGUGGAAACUAUUUGUAGCUGUUUUGUUGGAGUACAGACUGAUGAGGGAGUACAGCUUCAGAUCAUUAAGGUUCUCUAAGUUAAUGAAAUUUAUUGACUCCAGAAAUUAGGGAAUGAAAAUUAAAAUUAAAAAAACAGAAAUUUUUCUCCUUACCGCUGUUCAACAGAUGCUACCUACAUUAACUUUACAGUGGUCCAAACUGGUAUGGAACAUUAAAACAAGAAUUUGUUGUGAUGAACAUGUCCAAUGUAUAUUUCCACCAUCUUGAUUUGAGCCUUCAGGGUCAGCAGUCGCUCCCAAUCCCACAAGCUUCAAAAAUUAAGAUGGUGUCCUUGAUCAAAAGACCAUGUUUCGCAUUUAGUGGACAAAACAAUUUAUGAGGCUGUUUUCACAAGAUAAAAAAGGAUGUUUUGUAGCAUUAUGGCUCCUGGAGAUUGUUGUACAACUCAUGUUUUGUUGGUUUACUUCUACAAAUGAACAGGACAACAUCACUGAUUGAUGGAUACUUGUCUUGUAUCCUUCUUCUGCAGUUGUCAGCAGCGUUGCCAGUUCAUGCUUUAUUUGCGAACUGAUUUUAAAAUCCAUAAAAUAAGCGUUUUCAAGGUAUAGCCUCUUGUCUGUUCCCUGUAGAAAUUCCAGAUCUAACCUCCCCCCCCCCACAUGCCUUCGGAAUUCCAAUCUUACAGUAAGUAUCCCCCCAUGCCUUCGGAUUUCCUGUUCAAUGGACCCCCCCUCCCCACUCCCUUUGCCCUUGGAAUUCCAAAAAGAUGGCUGUGGUAUGGUAUGGAUAUUUUCUGGAAUUGCCCAUUAUCCAUAAUAUCUCCUACUAUCCAUUGUGCUUUGGAGGAGUUAAAAUGGACAAACUUACCAUGUAACACUUCAAAUUUCAUUGAAAAAUGUUUUGCUGUAGUGUUAAAAGUAAAGAGAGAGUGUUAAACAAUACAUUUACAUGAAACGCACCAAGUUUUUGGCUGAUAAAAGUGCCCACCGCAGAUCAAUCUCUCUUGUUAUUGAGUUAUAAGUCCUUCAAAAUGGUAGACCUUUGUCUGUGUAUGUUCUUCAUUGAAUUUAUUGUGAUCUGUUUCCUGUGUCCAGGCUUUACUGACUGCUGUUACUUCAAACUCAUGUGAAGUUCAUGAAGGAACUCUCUUACAAGCAGUGCGAACGUGUUACAAUAUUUACUUAGCCAGUCGUAAUCUGAUCAACCAAACAACAGCUAAAGCUACCCUUAGCCAGAUGAUAAGUGUGAUUUUUCAAAGGAUGGAAGCUCAAGCUGUAAGUAUGUCUGCUGAUCACAGUGGAAUGAAGUUUUAAAUCCCAUGAAAUGUCCCAAUUUUCAUCUUCAAUCCUUGAAUUAUGAAUUAUGAAUUCCAUAAAAAACCAGGCAGACUAAAGAUGUUUACAAUUUGUCAGAACUGACUAGUCAGUUGAAAAUAGAGUUUCACUAUUAAUCAGACUGUCCAGCCAUAAUUAUCACUUUGUUAUUAAUAUUUUGAAUGAAUAAUGAAACGAUUGUUGAAUUCGGCUUUUGUAUCAUCUGAGGAAUUAUGGAGAUCUUGGAGGGUGUUAUCUGCCGCUGCCGAUAACACCCUCCUUGAUAACCAUAAUUCUUCAGAUGAUUUGAAAGCCAAAUUCAAUAAUAAUUGUUAAAUAUUGUUACUUAUAUCUGGUCUUAACACUUUGAAUCAAAGAAACUGAUGGUACUUACCUGAUCUAUAGGCUGUCGAAGAAGAAUUGACGGAGUCAGGGCAAGAUCAGGAGAGUGUGCAAACAAGUUCAACCCCCACCCCCUCUGAAACAACAGAGUCACAGUCUGUGUCCUCCCCUGACAGGGACACUGGUUCAUCAACUCCUUCCACCCUGUCUGAUCCAAUUGAUGCAGGGUCAUCAGAGCAGAACCAUGAAACAAAAGAUGCAAGCAAUACAGACAGCAGUACUGCAGCAGAAAGUAAAAGGACUGACAAUGAUGUAGAUGAAGGGGUGGACUUGCAAGGUAAAUUUGUGAAAACCCAUCAGCGAAAUUCUGGAACAUGUCAUUAUCCUUGAUGUCACCAAUCAGAGUGCAAAAGAAAGUCCGUUUGACAGCUUCCCUUUGGGAAAGUUGAAGCUAGUAUACAUUAGCCUGGAAGUCAUUUUCACUAGACGGGUUUAAACCUUUUUGACAAGCAUGAUGAUAAAAAUUAAUAUUGAUUAAUCAAUUUCAUCAUUAGUUAAUUUAUUCCAUUCUUUACAAAUUCAUUAUUAUCAACUAUAACUAGAAGUUCUCAUUGAGAAGGCAAGUGCUGCCGUUAGUUGCGAAGCGAAUAGGACAACUGAAGACAGUUUGUAGAACACAGUUGAACAUAUGAAUUCUUUUUAUUAAAGUCAAUAACUUAGACUUGCUGGCAUUAUGAAACACUCAGAGCGUAAUAUAAAAAAUGAACGGAUCACGGUGACAAAUAUGCUUACAUUCGUAUAACUCGCUACGGUUUCAAUACCAUUUUGUAAUUCAUUCUAAUAAUUCACGAAAUUCUAAAACAACAGCAGUGCUGAUAGGCUGUUUCUUCAUCGAACAAUCAUUGUACACAGGAUCGAUGAGAUGAGUUGCGAACAAAUGACGUAAAGGCCAAAACUUGUUUAUUCACAGGUCAGGUAGAUGUACAGCACAUGCCGUUCACUUAUGUAACUUACAAUCCUGAUUACCGAGAUAACAAUCUGUGCGACAAAAGAAUACUCGCUAUAACUAAUCUUGAAACCUGAAUAAAAAAAAAUAAACCGAAAAAAUGUUCCGUACAAUACGUCUUGAACUGUUCUUACCGUUUAGGCCAUUUAAAAAGACAGCAAGCAUCCGAUAAACUACGAUUUCUGCACAGAUCUUACAUGAGAGCAAAACAAAAUGGCGGGUUGCUCCUAAGAGAAAAACAGGCGCGGCAGCUAAGCAAACUGCUGACUGCACAGCGCUGCAGUCAAAGAUGACCAUGGAACCAUCCAACCAAAAAAUUAAUCUCAAAUGGAUCAAGAAUGUGGUCUGCUGCCAGCUGAUGCCCGGCAACAAUAAUAUUUAACAAGAGUUUUAGGAGAUACACUGUACUAGUUUUUGCUGAUUUCACUCCUUCUGAUCAGUUUGAAAACGGCUUUUGGUUCAUAUAAAUUUGUGGGGACUUUGUCUUACAGUACUUCGGUAAUUUGAAAUUUCCCAAAAAACCACACUGGCCUUUUGGGCAAGGUAAGAAAAGAAUUUACUAGACUGACAGAUCCCAAAAUCCACUAGCCGCAGGCUUAUCAGACACGACUUUUUUUGUAUGCUGUCAAUACAUGUACUGUUAUUUGCAUCUUGAUAAAGUGAUGUUAUGAAAAAUAUGGGAACUCAGUAUUAUGUGUUUUACAUUUUUUUGUUCAGUUAUCAAUUUGAAGUGUGCUUGGUGCACAAAGUAUGAUUUGUGUUACAAAGUGCAAACCUAAAUGUGUAAUCUGAACUUAAACAAAUAUAUGUGUUUAUUGGUUUGGUAUGGAUGUAACUGGUAACCAAAUAGGUUCACAUUCUGAUUAUUUGACAAACAAACGUAAUUUUUGAAUUGUGAUUCUUAUUAAUUUGAAGAGCCCAUUGUCGAAUUAGGUGAUGGAGACAAGUUACAAAGAGUGCAGUUCUGUUAGAAUGCUUGAGGUGCAUUCAGUAACAAACCAAUGCUGUCUUUUCUUUGACAGCUGAUGACCAGCUUGAGGAUGGUACUAAAGAGACGCUAGUUGAAGAAACUCAUCAAACCGGUAGUCCUGAAGGGGGCAAUGAUAGUAUGGCAGAGUCUACUGAGCAAGGUGGGGUGGAAAAAGAAACAGUGUGUGAAGUUGAUGGCAGUACUGCUGAGGAGAGUUCACAGAACAUAACAGCCGUAGAGGACGACAGCAGUGAGGUUUCCACUGAAAAUAAACUUGUUGAUGGUGAUAAGAUUAAAGAUUCAGAAAGCCCAUCAGGUACAUGUAAUUGUAUGCCAAUUUAGCUCUUUUUUAGAUUAUGUUGUGGAUAGUCAGAUGCAAAGAAAAAAAUAAUAUUAUUAGAGGAAAAAAGUUACAGUGCCUUCCUGAAUUGCCUAAUUCAAUCUGUUUUUCAGAAAAAAAAUUAGUGAUAUACAUGUACAAUUAUAACUCUUACUUUAUGUUUUUCAUUGUAAUAUCAUCAUAUAAAACUGUGGAAAAGUCAGGAGUUGGCAGUUCUGUGAGGCUCAUAAAAUUAAUAUUUGCAACAAAACUUAUUUAUUAUUUUUAUUGGCAGAAAUGGUGCUUAAAGUAGUUACAUUUAAUGGAAAAGGUACAGAUGUAGCAUAAAUUUUGAAUUUCCACUGCGUCUCUAACUGUUUCCUUCUGUUUCUCUUUUUAACCAGAUCAGAGCAUCAUCUCAAAUGGUGAAGUUCCUGAAGCAUCUCCAGAAACCCCCACUGUUAAUGGCCUUCCCUCACCAACACCAAUAGAGAUGGCAAUCCCUAUGUCUGAUGAGCAUGAUGACACUCAGAGUGAAUCUGGUACUGACGCAGAGGGAAGCUCAUCAUCAACAUCUGUCAACAGCCAAGCAUCAGGGGCUGCCAAGUUCUCUCAUGUCACUCAGAAAGAUGCAUUUCUUGUGUUCAGGUCCCUGUGUAAGCUUUCAAUGAAGCCCCUCUCUGAUGCACCCCUAGAUCCUAAGUAAGUUCAGUGUUCAUACAGUAGAGAGACAUAUCACGGCUGUAGCAUUUUUAUUUAUUCAGGUUACUCUGAAAAUAAUGAUUCCAGGANAGUUCUGUGAGGCUCAUAAAAUUAAUAUUUGCAACAAAACUUAUUUAUUAUUUUUAUUGGCAGAAAUGGUGCUUAAAGUAGUUACAUUUAAUGGAAAAGGUACAGAUGUAGCAUAAAUUUUGAAUUUCCACUGCGUCUCUAACUGUUUCCUUCUGUUUCUCUUUUUAACCAGAUCAGAGCAUCAUCUCAAAUGGUGAAGUUCCUGAAGCAUCUCCAGAAACCCCCACUGUUAAUGGCCUUCCCUCACCAACACCAAUAGAGAUGGCAAUCCCUAUGUCUGAUGAGCAUGAUGACACUCAGAGUGAAUCUGGUACUGACGCAGAGGGAAGCUCAUCAUCAACAUCUGUCAACAGCCAAGCAUCAGGGGCUGCCAAGUUCUCUCAUGUCACUCAGAAAGAUGCAUUUCUUGUGUUCAGGUCCCUGUGUAAGCUUUCAAUGAAGCCCCUCUCUGAUGCACCCCUAGAUCCUAAGUAAGUUCAGUGAUCAUACAGUAGAGAGACAUAUCACGGCUGUAGCAUUUUUAUUUAUUCAGGUUACUCUGAAAAUAAUGAUUCCAGGAAUGAAAUUUCUCCAUAUGCUGGAUGUAACAGAAGUCAGAAGUUUUUAAAGUAUUGAAUUAUGAUUCUCUCAAAGAAAUGUCAGGCAUCAGCUACAGCUGUAAGAGCCUGAAAGUCAACUACCCUCAUACAUAGACUUGCUACAAGUCAACCACUCUCAUAAGUUCUUGAAAUCGAGCAAAGCGAGCUUCAAUGAGGUCAUGCAGCAAGGACUUGUUUCACCUGAAUGGAUUUGUAUCAUAUGAUAAAUUCACAUGGGAAAAAUGAAUGACAUGUGCUGUGUCGAGAAUUAUGUCAAAUAUCACUCACUCUCCUAUUGGUGAAUUGUCUUGACAAACAGGAAAAGUCCUUUAAAAUGGUGUAACCAACCAGGAAAAAGAUAAAGGACUUUUAGAAAGUCUAUCGCAUACAGUCUGUACACUCCUACCCAGGGCUCGAAAAAAGUCCUCUUCAGUAGUCCAGGACAAGUAGAUUUUCUUUCUGGGCAAGUAACUUUUAAAGCUCACUUACCUAAUGGGCAAGGGUCUGGGCAAGUCAUCCUCUAACAAAAUUAUUUACUAAGAUGAGCAAGAAGUGGCCUUGGGCAAGCAAAAUAAGAGAGCUACUUGCCCAAAGGACAAACUGGAAUUCACGUUUUUUCAAACCCUGCUACCCCACCCUGCUGUGGUCCACAGGUCAUCUUCAGGCUAUUCUCCUAUCUGAUAUCCGGGGAUGUGCCGAGUGGGAAAAUCUAAUUCUCCAAUUUUGCAGGCUACUUCCAUAAAUAAGGAAUGCUGUUUGUUUUUAAAAUUUCUUUGCUCUGUUUGCAAAGUAAGAAAUGUGAUGUUGUAGCCUGUAGUGAUUUUACUGUUAUUAUAACCAGUUGUAUGUAACUGUUCCUGUUGCAGGUCUCAUGAGUUGCGAUCCAAGAUUCUGUCCUUGGAACUGUUGCUGUCCUGUCUUCAGAAUGCAGGACCAGUGUUUUGUACACAUGAGAUGUUUGUAACAGCCAUUAAACAAUACCUUUGUGUAGCAUUGUCCAAGAAUGGUGUUUCCUCUGUUCCUGCUGUUUUUGAACUGUCAUUAGCAAUCUUUCUAACACUGCUGUCGUCGUUCAAAACACAUCUCAAAAUGCAGAUAGAGGUUCGUACCCAGGCAUUCCUGUUUGUUUUUCUUUAGUUUUAUCACUGAUGCAGUUUGUCAGUCAGUCCUAGGAGUCAGAAGUUAAUUCUUUAUGGAAAAUUAUGCAAGUCAGCGAAUUAUAAUUAAUAUAUCACUCCAUCAGUCAGUCAGCUCUCCUCAGCCAUGGUGUAUUUUAUGUGUUUCUUUCUGUUUUGCAGGUGUUUUUCAAGGAGAUCUUUCUUAACAUCCUGGAGACAUCAACCAGUUCAUUUCAGCACAAGUGGAUGGUUAUGCAGGCAUUAACAAGAAUAUGCUCAGGUGUGCACAUACAGUGUAAUUUGGUGACGUGUUAUAAAUUUUGUGCUAUACUUGAUUUCUAAAGAUGUAGCCUUCAGCAUAACCUGUGUCCCAGAUAAAACUAAACCUUGGUUAAGUCCAUCUGCGAAACAGUGCUGGAAUCCUUGUUAUGGGCCACAGCUGUGUACCAGGAUAUGAGUACCCGUCAUGAUUGGCCUGUUAAAAAUGCCAUUGUCGUGUUGCUAAUCAAGAUGAAAGGAAAUUCAAAAGGUACUUUGUUAGGUUGUUGAGUCCGUUUGGGGCCAAGGACAAGGAUAUCGGCGCUGCCUGGCAAAUGUUACUGACCAAGGUUAAAUUAGCAUAAGUACUGGGAAAGAAAGUGUCUGAGUUCCCAACAGGGGAAGUAAAGACUUUUCUUGCCUUUCUCCAGUUCUCCUCUCGGCUUGUUUUCAAGUGCUACUGAGCCUGUAAUGGCCUUACUGAAAAGGGGCUGUUCAAUGUCUCAUGGAAGACUUCUGGCAUGUUUCAAUCAAGGACAAAAAAGUUCAGGCACUUUUUCAAAUUGAAAUAUCACAGAUUUUACUCCCCAUUUCGCUGUUCUGCCCACUUAAUUUCUUAGUUGGUGCUUUUACCUCUACAAGGAUCACUCAAGAAUAAGAUAUAUCAGGGGAUGAGGAGAUUGGAGAGUGCAAAAUCUCAAAAUGGCUUCAAGAUGCCAAGAUGUCCAUGCUUGUAGCCUAAAAUAAUGUGCUUCCUGCAUACUUUUAAAAUCAACAUUUCAACUAGUACACAUCAUAAACAUUGGAGGCGUGUGUGGCCAAGUGGUUAACACCUUGAACUCUGGACCUGGAGGACCAGGGUUCAAGCCUCGUCCGUCACACUUUUACCUUAGACAAGGAACUUUACUCCACUUUGUCUUUCUUCACCCAGGUGUAUAAAUGGGUACUGGUGACAUACUGCUGGGGGGUAACCCUGCGAUGGACUAGCAUCCUGUCCAGGGGGGAGUAGCAAUACUCCUUAGCUUGUUUCAUGCUACGGAAACCGGGUUAAGCUCUGGCCGUUUGGGCCUUUGGCUUGUGUGCGCCUUUACCUUUUACCUUACAUAAUUAAGAGACUAGCGUACCUAUAACAUGCAGAACAGUGACAUGAUCCUUUUUUCUUUUUAGAUGCCCAAUGUGUGGUGGACAUCUACCUCAACUAUGACUGUGAUCUGUCCCUGUCAAACAUCUUUGAACGUUUAACUAGCGACUUGGCGAAGAUAGCUCAAGGGAGGCAAGCCAUAGUCCUCUCUGAUGUUAUUAUAAUGAAUUGUCUGUAACUGUUCCUGUUGCAGGUCUCAUGAGUUGCGAUCCAAGAUUCUGUCCUUGGAACUGUUGCUGUCCUGUCUUCAGAAUGCAGGACCAGUGUUUUGUACACAUGAGAUGUUUGUGACAGCCAUUAAACAAUACCUUUGUGUAGCAUUGUCCAAGAAUGGUGUUUCCUCUGUUCCUGCUGUUUUUGAACUGUCAUUGGCAAUCUUCCUAACACUGCUGUCGUCGUUCAAAACACAUCUCAAAAUGCAGAUAGAGGUUCGUGCCCAGGCCUUUCCAUUUGUCUUUCUUUAGUUUUAUCACUGUUUCAGUUUGUCAGUCAGGCCUACAUGUAGGAGUCAGAAAUUAUUUCUUUAUGGAAAUUUAUGCAAAUCAGCAAAUUAUAAGUAAUAUAUGGCUCCAUCUGUCAUUCAGCUCUCCUCAACAUGGUAUAUCUAUGUGUUUCUUUCUGUUUUGCAGGUGUUUUUCAAGGAGAUCUUUCUUAACAUCCUAGAGACAUCAACCAGUUCAUUUCAGCACAAGUGGAUGGUUAUGCAGGCACUAACAAGAAUAUGCUCAGGUGUGCACAUACAGUGUAAUGUGGUGAUGUGUCAUAAAUUUUGUGCUAUACUUGAUUUCUAAAGAUGUGGCCUUCAGCAUAGCCUGUGUCCCAGAUGAAACUAAACUCUGGUUAAGUCCAUCUGCGAAAAAGUGCUGGAAUCCUCGUUCUGGGCCACAGCUGUGUGUCAGGAUUUUAGUAUACACCAUGAUUGGCCUGUUAAACAUGCCAUUGUCGUGUUGCCAAUCAAGAUGAAAGGAAAUUCGAAACAUACUUUCUUAGGUUGUUGAGUCUGUUGGGGGCCAAGGAUAAGGAUAUAAGCACUGCCUGGCAAAUGUUACUGACCAAGGUUAAAUUAGCAUAAAUACUGGGAAAGAAAGUGUCUGAGUUCCCAACAGGGGAAGUAAAGACUUUUCUUGCCUUUCUCCAGUUCUCCUCUCAGCUUGUUUUCAAGUCCUACUGAUCCUCUAAUGGCCUUACUUAAAAGGGGCUGUUUAAUGUCUAAUGGAACACUUGUGGCAUGUUUCGAUCAAGGACAAAUUUUCAAGUUUCAAAUUGAAAUAUCACAGAUUUUGUUCCCCAUUCCCCUGUUCUGCCCACUUAAUUUCUUCCUUGGUGCUUUACCUCUACAAGGAUCUCUCAAGAAUAAGAUAUAUCAGGGGAUUAGGAGAUUGGAGAGUGCAAAAUCUCAAAAUGGCUGCAAGAUGCCAAGAUGUCCAUGCUUGUAGCCUAAAAUAAUGUGCUUCCUGCAUACUUCUAAAAUCAACAUUUCAACCAGUACUCAUCAUAAAGAUUGAAGGCAUGUGUGGCCGAGUGGUUAACACCUUGAACUCUGGACCUGGAGGGCGGGGUUCAAGCCCCGCCCAUCACGUUUUUACCUUAGACAAGGAACUUUACUCCACUUUGUCUCUCUUCACCCAGGUGUAUAAAUGGGUACUGGUGACAUACUGUUGGGGGGUAACCCUGCGAUGGACUAGCAUCCUGUCCAGGGGGGAGUAGCAAUACUCCUUAGCUUGUUUCAUGCUACGGAAACUGAGUUAAGCUCUGGCCGUUUGGGCCUUUGGCUUGUGUGCGCCUUUACCUUUUACCUUACCUAAUUAAGAGACUAGAGUACCUAUAACAUGCAGAACAGUGACAUGAUCCUUUGUUUCACUUUAGAUGCCCAAUGUGUGGUGGACAUCUACCUCAACUAUGACUGUGAUCUGUCCCUGUCAAACAUCUUUGAACGUUUAACUAGCGACUUGGCGAAGAUAGCUCAAGGGAGGCAAGCCAUAGUCCUCUCUGAAGCCAAGCAUCAGGGGCUGCCAAGUUCUCUCAUGUCACUCAGAAAGAUGCAUUUCUUGUGUUCAGGUCCCUGUGUAAGCUUUCAAUGAAGCCCCUCUCUGAUGCACCCCUAGAUCCUAAGUAAGUUCAGUGUUCAUACAGUAGAGAGACAUAUCACGGCUGUAGCAUUUUUAUUUAUUUAGGUUACUCUGAAAAUAAUGAUUCCAGGAAUGAAAUUUCUCCGCAUGCUGGAUGUAACAAAAGUCAGAAGUGUUUACAGUAUUGAAUUAUGAUUCUCUCAAAGAAAUGUCAGGCAUCAGCUACAGCUGUAAAAGCAUGAAAGUCAACUACCCUCAUACAUAGACUUGCUACAAGUCAACCACUCUCAUAAGUUCUUGAAAUCGAGCGAAGCGAGCUUCAAUGAGGUCGUGCAGCAAGGGCUUGUUUCACCUGAAUGGAUUUGUAUCAUAUUAUAAAUUCACAUGGGAAAAAUGAUUGACAUGUGCUGUGUUGAGAAUUAUGUCAAAUAUUACUCGCUCUCCUAUUGGUGAAUUGUCUUGACAAACAGGAAAAGUCCCUUAAAAUGGUAUAACCAACCAGGACAAAGAUAAAGGACUUUUAGAAAGUCUAUCGCAUACAGUCUUUACACUCCCUCCCAGGGCUCAAAAAAAGUCCUCUUCAGUAGUCCAGGACAAGUAGAUUUUCUUGCUGGGCAAGUAACUUUUAAAGCUCACUUACCCAAUGGGCAAGGGUCUGGGCAAGUCAUCCCCUAACAAAAUUAUUUACUAAGAUGAGCAAGAAGUGGCCUUGGGCAAGCAAAAUAAGAGAGCUGCUUGCCCAAAGGACAAACUGGAAUUCAUGUUUUUUUCAAACCCUGCUACCCCACCCUGCUGUGGUCCACAGGUCAUCUUCAGGCUAUUCUCCUAUCUGAUAUCCGGGGAUGUGCCCAGUGGGGAAAACUAAUUCUCCAAUUUUGCAGGCUACUUCCAUAAAUAAGGAACACUGUUUGUUUUUAAAAAUUCUUUCCUCUGUUUGUAAAGUAAGAAAUGUGAUGUUGUAGCCUGUAGUGAUUUUACUGUUAUUAUAAUGAAUUGUCUGUAACUGUUCCUGUUGCAGGUCUCAUGAGUUGCGAUCCAAGAUUCUGUCCUUGGAACUGUUGCUGUCCUGUCUUCAGAAUGCAGGACCAGUGUUUUGUACACAUGAGAUGUUUGUGACAGCCAUUAAACAAUACCUUUGUGUAGCAUUGUCCAAGAAUGGUGUUUCCUCUGUUCCUGCUGUUUUUGAACUGUCAUUGGCAAUCUUCCUAACACUGCUGUCGUCGUUCAAAACACAUCUCAAAAUGCAGAUAGAGGUUCGUGCCCAGGCCUUUCCAUUUGUCUUUCUUUAGUUUUAUCACUGUUUCAGUUUGUCAGUCAGGCCUACAUGUAGGAGUCAGAAAUUAUUUCUUUAUGGAAAUUUAUGCAAAUCAGCAAAUUAUAAGUAAUAUAUGGCUCCAUCUGUCAUUCAGCUCUCCUCAACAUGGUAUAUCUAUGUGUUUCUUUCUGUUUUGCAGGUGUUUUUCAAGGAGAUCUUUCUUAACAUCCUAGAGACAUCAACCAGUUCAUUUCAGCACAAGUGGAUGGUUAUGCAGGCACUAACAAGAAUAUGCUCAGGUGUGCACAUACAGUGUAAUGUGGUGAUGUGUCAUAAAUUUUGUGCUAUACUUGAUUUCUAAAGAUGUGGCCUUCAGCAUAGCCUGUGUCCCAGAUGAAACUAAACUCUGGUUAAGUCCAUCUGCGAAAAAGUGCUGGAAUCCUCGUUCUGGGCCACAGCUGUGUGUCAGGAUUUUAGUAUACACCAUGAUUGGCCUGUUAAACAUGCCAUUGUCGUGUUGCCAAUCAAGAUGAAAGGAAAUUCGAAACAUACUUUCUUAGGUUGUUGAGUCUGUUGGGGGCCAAGGAUAAGGAUAUAAGCACUGCCUGGCAAAUGUUACUGACCAAGGUUAAAUUAGCAUAAAUACUGGGAAAGAAAGUGUCUGAGUUCCCAACAGGGGAAGUAAAGACUUUUCUUGCCUUUCUCCAGUUCUCCUCUCAGCUUGUUUUCAAGUCCUACUGAUCCUCUAAUGGCCUUACUUAAAAGGGGCUGUUUAAUGUCUAAUGGAACACUUGUGGCAUGUUUCGAUCAAGGACAAAUUUUCAAGUUUCAAAUUGAAAUAUCACAGAUUUUGUUCCCCAUUCCCCUGUUCUGCCCACUUAAUUUCUUCCUUGGUGCUUUACCUCUACAAGGAUCUCUCAAGAAUAAGAUAUAUCAGGGGAUUAGGAGAUUGGAGAGUGCAAAAUCUCAAAAUGGCUGCAAGAUGCCAAGAUGUCCAUGCUUGUAGCCUAAAAUAAUGUGCUUCCUGCAUACUUCUAAAAUCAACAUUUCAACCAGUACUCAUCAUAAAGAUUGAAGGCAUGUGUGGCCGAGUGGUUAACACCUUGAACUCUGGACCUGGAGGGCGGGGUUCAAGCCCCGCCCAUCACGUUUUUACCUUAGACAAGGAACUUUACUCCACUUUGUCUCUCUUCACCCAGGUGUAUAAAUGGGUACUGGUGACAUACUGUUGGGGGGUAACCCUGCGAUGGACUAGCAUCCUGUCCAGGGGGGAGUAGCAAUACUCCUUAGCUUGUUUCAUGCUACGGAAACUGAGUUAAGCUCUGGCCGUUUGGGCCUUUGGCUUGUGUGCGCCUUUACCUUUUACCUUACCUAAUUAAGAGACUAGAGUACCUAUAACAUGCAGAACAGUGACAUGAUCCUUUGUUUCACUUUAGAUGCCCAAUGUGUGGUGGACAUCUACCUCAACUAUGACUGUGAUCUGUCCCUGUCAAACAUCUUUGAACGUUUAACUAGCGACUUGGCGAAGAUAGCUCAAGGGAGGCAAGCCAUAGUCCUCUCUGCCACUCCAGUAAGUUGAUCAAGGUGGUUUUCUUAGCUUUCCAUACUGUCUCAAUUAAAAAAGAAAGGGGUUUAAGCCCUCUUGACAUAGGUAUAUCCUCUUCUUACACCUUAUGUUUAUGUCACAAUUGAGUGUGUGUGACACCUACUUACAUCCUCCUCUUUCAAACCUGGUGUUUAUUUGGAGCCGCACCUUUAAUAGAGAAAAUAGAGUAAAUAAAAUAAUAAAUAAGGGUCUUGGAGUCUUUGCAGGCGCUCAUUCACCAUAACUCAUUGUGUGUUGUUUUUAUUUUAGGUGCAAGAGAAAAGUAUGCGGCUCAAAGGUCUUGAAUGUUUGGUUUCAAUACUAAAAUGUAUGGUGGAGUGGAGCAGAGAACUUUAUCUCAACCCUAGUUCUUAUGUGGCUAACAACUCAGGUAUGUUUUUUAAUCUUCUCUUUUCUUUGAUGGACUUACAUGUAACUGGCUUCAGCCUGUAGGGUACAUUUACUUAUAGUCAUUCUCCACCGACAUAUAAAAACGUGGCUGUGUGUCAUAUAAUCUUUUAUGGUAUUCAACAACCAAAUAAAAUCCAGUUAAAGAGGUUGUGUUGGACUAAGUCGUAAUAACUUACUUGUUCCAUAUUAUAAUUUUACCAGCUUUUCUGGACACAGGCCUGUCCAGAGGGAGUGGGCACGAAUGGGACUCAUAGGUCCCAUGCAAGGUGCCAUCCCUACCCAUCCUUAUCCGAGAAGACUAGAAAGUCUAACCAUUUGCAGAUGUCAUUACAAAGGCAGCACUUUCUUCUCAGUUAUAAAAAGACCCUGAGUGCUGGUCUGGCCGGGAUUUGAACCCGUGACUUCCUGCUUGGCAGACCAGCGCUCUCCCAACUGAGCUAACCAGGCGGCAUUUCAUAGCAAAUUAUGAAAUAUUAUCUCAAAGAUUUAAUUUGUAGUCUCAAUGGUUAAACCCGUCUCUACAGUACAGUGGGGGUUGUAAACAUUGUGGGUGCAUUCAUUAACGCAAAUGGUAGUACACUGCAUACAACCUUUGCUGUGCCCUUUUGUGUAGUCUUGCACGAUUUUGUGUUUUUUUUUUGCUUUAAGUAAGCUCUGCUCUCUGUGAAAUUAAUCCUAAUGCAAUAUUAUGGUCACGUUUCAUGUUAUGAUUUUUUAACUUACUUGGCAUAGAUACACCUGGUUUGAGGAGAAAAUCAAGUCUUACUGAAGCAGACGCAGAAGAAAUAGGAGAGAAGACAAGUUUACCUGGAGAUCGACUCAGCCUUGGAUCAGAUCUCAAAUCAUUUGGUGGCAGCCAAGGAUCACUAAAUUCGUCGGCUUCAACUGUUGCACCUGAUAAUCCUAAACAAUUUGAAUCGCUAAAAGAGAUGAAAGGACUCAUGGAACAAGGAAUUGAAAAGUAAUACGCUAACUACAGCUAGUUAUGACAAGUUUACCUAUGCAAUUGCUGUAUUCAGAAAUUUAGACUUCAAAGCAUAGGGUACUUACUCCAAGAUACUGUAGUUCCGUACACCUUUGAUGACACUCCAUGAAACUAAUAGUGAUAUCUUUUGUGUUUAUUUGAAACUGGUUUCCCUGCUUUCCUUUUCUGUUUCCUCUUCUCUUUUUCUUUGUCUGAUACAGAUUGGUUUUUAACAAUUUUGUCGCAUCAAAAUUACUCCCCAUCUCCAUUUGACAGUGUCAAUGUAUAAGAAGAUACUUACUGGUAACUAUCGUUUUGUGUGUAGAUUUAACAAAAGUCCAAAGAAAGGAGUUAAAUACCUUCAAGAAAAUGGCCUCUUAGGUCCUGAACCUGAAGACGUUGCAGAACUUCUUCAUACAGAUGAAAGGCUUGACAAGGUAUUUUGAUUGGUUCUAGUUGUUUGUGUUAUUCAUUUUGAAGAGUCUCACUGCUAUGACUGAAUUUUGAACUUACUUUUUUAUUUCAGAAUCAAAUUGGAGAACUGAUCGGAGACAACGAUCUGUAAGCGUUUUCUUCGUUUUACUAUGAUGUAGUGGUUGUUGUAAUAACUUUCUGUCAAAAGGAAAAAUUUUUAUCUCGUUCAUAGAGUUAUUUUGAAGGAAUGCUGUCUAGUUCUUUCUUUUGGUCUUUGUAGUAAACACCUAUGGUCUUAUUACAUGUAUUUCAGGAAAUAUUUCAAAGAUAUUGUUUUUAGAAAAAAAUAAGAAUCCUUUUUAAUUGUAGAUUGUAAAGCAUGUGCAGAUGAUCACAACUUCUUUCCUGAUGAUUGUGUCUUUGUUUUUUGUUUAGUUUCAGCAGGGAAGUGAUGUAUAGCUACAUUGACAAGUUCAACUUCACAGACAUGGACUUUGUGACAGCCUUACGGCUGUUUCUCAACAACUUCCGUCUCCCUGGAGAAGCUCAGAAAAUUGAUCGUCUCAUGGAGAAGUUUGCCAGUAGAUAUCUAGAAACUAAUCCAAGGUAACGUCAUACAUAACUAAAUAACAUUGACACCUAUGCUUCUUAUUGUUUAAUGUUAAGAACAGCGUUGCAAUACUAGUUAACCUGAUUGGUUGCAGCCUUAAACUUCUCUGACAAUGGAAAAGUGUAUACUUGAAAUCAUUGUAUGGCUGGAUCCGCAAGUGCACAAGAUGCAGCGAUUCCUGCAUUCUGAUUGGCUACCCGAGCAGGCAAGAUAGGCUCAGCUUGCCCACGUGGUAUUUCCUGGAUUGAUCCUGCAAGAAAGUUCCUGUAUUGAUCAAGCUUGUUCGGCCAAGAUGGCUGAAUAAUUGCCUUGUUCUUUUUUGCGCAAAAAAGAUUUUAGCUAUGAUCCAGCCCAUUUGACCUCACGCUUCGUCCAUAACGCUUGUGUACCAAUUGCUUCAUUCCAUAUAUUUGACUAGAAUUUGGUAUUAACUUUGUUUCACGUAGAGUAAAUGCUGUGGGCCCAGUUGUUCGAGCGACAAUUGUCACUAACCUAGUGAUAACUUUCACUCUAGUUUCCUGUUUAUUUAAUCCAAAAGUAUUUUCCUCAUUCUGUCAAUUUUAACUAGAUAUUUCAGAGCAUCCAAAAAGAAAAUUUGGGGCAAAAAUAAUUUAAAGAAAUUGCUUCAUAAUUUAUAUUCAGUUUUUGUGCUAACCUAGAGUAACCCAGGGUAACGAAGCCCUGAUCUUUUAGUAAUGUUUAAAACAUAAACAGCAGUGAUUUCUCACGGGUUAGCAAUUCUCCAGACUGAUUGCCAUUCAUUUCUUUAAAGAAGUAGUUGAGAGAAUUUAAUAAAAAAAUUGGAGCACUUUCCCUUUGGUGAUCAUUUUAUCAAAUCUCGUAACCUUUUCUUUUGAUUAUGCACUGAUACUGUUAGAAGAAAACUGUAGUCGGUCAUUCUUGGGACCUGGGGCCUGUUUCUCGAAAGUCCCGAUAAUUAACGGGCCCGUUAAGCUGUUGCCGUUGACAUUAAAGAUCGAGGUUUCAAUAGUUUUACAUCUAACAUGAUAAAACCAUCAGUUAAUGAAACAAAAUGGAGUAGUUUGCUAGCCAGGAUCCGCGCUCUUACUCUUUAUAUUUCGAUUUGAAUAGUUGAUUUCGGACCCGAAAAGUUACUGGGACUUUCAAGAAUCGGGCCCCCGAAGAGUUAAGGCAGACAAAUGUGGUUUGUAGGUGUAUCAUAAUAUGCUAAUGUGAUAUUUACUUCCCUGUUUCAGUAAUGAAGUGUUUGCAAGUGCUGAUGCAGCCUACGUUUUAGCAUUCUCCAUUAUCUUGUUGACAACUGAUCUACAUAAUAACCAGGUAACUACUGUUACUUAGUGUUGAAAAAAUAUGAGGUACUGGAUACAGUCCAAUGGCAAUAAAAUAUUAGCAUCCGUUCGUUAUUCAUCAACUGUGCCCCUGAUCAUGUGCAUAAGUUACAUGUUACAUAAGUUACAUAAGUCUUCACUUCUAUUAAAAUAUCACCUUGUCAAGGUAUAUGUUACAAGUUCAAUAGAUACACAGAGCUCUCAAUAAAAAUUGAAGUAGCCAGCAGGUUUGAUUAGAGUAACUGACCGUAUCAACCAAGGGCCAUUGUCUCCCCCAAAAUUUUAAAAUUUCUAAGCCCUAAACUGUUUUAUUCAAGUUUCGGUUUAUCAGCCACACAAUCAACUCCUUCAAGCAAUUAACACAAAUGACGGUAAUUCAAUUACGUACAUUUGCUAGUGAACAAAUUCUGGGUAAAUCUAUGUAAAAAGGUGUGGGAAAUUGACUGAAAUACGAUAUUGACAUUACUAAUGCGUACCAUAAAUCCAGUGUUUCUUUAUGAAUUAAAAAACACAUCAUAAUUACGUUUUCAUUGAGAUGUUAACUAAGAUAUAUUUUUUGUUUACGAUAAUGUUAAAACGUCAUAAUUGCUUCUUCUUACGCGAAAAAGGUAACCGACUUCUCUGAGCAAAGUAGCCGACGCGUUUCGUCGGUCGUCGGUACUUAUUGAAAGCCCUGAUACACUGCAUGUACAUGGCGUUCAGUGGUCUUUUACUCCCUUUUUUUGGCAAAAGAAGAGUUAGAAAUACGUUGAGGUCAAUUUUUGUUUUAUCGAUAUUUUGCUUCGUCACCAUCUUCUUUAUGUUGAUAAAGUCAGGUUGUCAAACCUCUGUAUUAAAUUGUUAGCCUUUUAUCUUAAACGGUCAUUUGGCCAUUCCUCAAGGGUGACCUCUUAAUACAGGCUUGACUGUAUUCUGUUUUGUCCUUGUACGUGUACUCUCAUUGGUUAGCAUAAUAAUUUGUUGAGUGCAUACGGCAAAAAUAUAUAUUUCAGUGAAUACAGUGUCGAGGGACAGGAAACCACGGUGAAAACUUUUUGUUGCUUUGCAGGUAAAAAGAAAGAUAACAAAGGAACAAUACAUCACAAUGAACAAAGGAAUCAACGACAGCAAAGAUUUACCACAAGAGUAUCUUGAGUCUAUUUAUGAUGAGAUUUCACAGAAUGAGAUCAAAAUGAGAAGUGCUCCAAAAAACACCAAUAGAUACAGCACUAUAUGUAAGUAGCAGAAGCUUCCUCAUACCAAAAUAUAUAAGCUGAACGUUUCGUCGUUGUUGUUUUUUAUUACUUCACGACUGUUAUUGCAGAUGGUUUUCAUGUUUAUGACUAAAUAUCCGGAAUUUUGAACCCUUGGUUGUCCUAAAGUGACCGGAUCUUGGGCUAAAAUACGUGUUGCCUUCCAGUAACCUUUCUUACACUGAAUCCGCCAGCGGGCAAGAUGAAACUAAUCCUGCGUUCUGAUUGGCUACCCCAGCGUGCAAGGAUUUCUCGCUUUGGUCCCUCAAGAAAAAGUUCUCGUUUUGGCCAUACAAUAAAUUCUUUAUUGACCAAGCUUAUUCGGUCAAGAUGGCUGGAUUUUGGCAUCGUUCGGUUUUGCGUUUUUUAUUGAAGUCGAGGAACUUAGCCAAUAUCCAGUCAUCUUGACAUCACUCUUGGUCAAUGACGCAUAUACAGUGCUUUACCACUGUUCAACUGACUUUACUGUUAGGAAUUCUUGGUUACCCUGUCCCAUUGGUUUUUUCGUAUUUCUGCUCAUCCAUUUUUCAGUAACUCGAUGUUAGGGUUCAUUUUUUGGGAAGCCAUUUCAAAGUCUCAAUGUUCUAGUUGCCUUGGUCAAAGUUAUUAAAGUGGAAUGAUUAUGAAACCCAUUAGAUUCCUUUUUUAUAUUUUUUUGUUAGCUCUUUUGGACCUGACCAUACAUAACGUUCAAUAGCAUUCCUAUCAUUUUGAACUUCUUACCAUCGCAUUGAUUUAUUCAGUCACAAUUUGUGAACAAUAAACAAAUGUCAAGGACAAAGACAUACCGGAGGACAGACAGGGAGCAGUAUACAAGAUCAAAUGUUGCGACUGCCAGGCUUCUUACAUUGGUGAAACCGGCAGAAACCUAAGCACGCGACUGACCGAACACAAACGAGCGACGAGGAAUGGUGACGUCAACAAUCACAUUGCUGAGCACCAUUUACAGACGAAACAUAAAAUUGAUUGGGACUCUGCGACAUGUAUAACGCAUUCUACAGACUACUAUCAACGUCUUACUUUAGAAAGCUGGUUUACUAACUUAGAACAAACGCCACUGAAUCGUAGCCAACAGUUACCAGCGCCGUACAAACGACUUAUUGACGAGAUCAAGCAAAACUAACUACGAGAGAACGACUGGAGAACUGACAAUUUGACUAACAAUAGACGGAUCGAAACGCACCAUUUACUGAUUACGAGUCUUCAUAGCCAAUAAUAUCACGGCUUAACUGACAGACGACCCAUAACAUCGCGACAUAAUUGACCAAUCAGAUCAAUAACCAGAGUUUAAUACCAUCAACUGACGUGAUACAACUCACUUUGACUCUGAAGAUGACUACCGCACAGUUUGUCGAAACGUCAGUCACUGUCAACAACAAUAGUCCUAUUCAGGACUACGUUCACCCGGACGAUCAAACUCAACCUACUUUUGAAAUGACUCCUGGGUUCAAACCUUUCUCCAUAAACAAAGGAUUGCGCACGGUCAGGGAGAUUCCAACAUAAACUACAGCACCGUUGUUUUCCACUUUGAUGUUUGCUUGUUUUCAUAACCAGUCUCCUCUACUAACUAUGCCUUGGUUAAAAAGUAAACAAGCUUCUCACAAUGCCUGGGCAUGUUCAGCUGCAUCCGAGAUCUGCAUAGGAUAGGCGAACCCAAUAAUUGUUUUAUUAUUCAUUCAAAAUAAUUUAUACGUUAACAUGCUUGCCUCGAUCGAUGUUAAGUUCUCGUCGUCACUUUUUCUGUUCCUCGGUAAAUUCGAGAUAUAAAGGAUGUUUAGCGAAGCAGAUAUUCUUCAAACAGCAGUUUUCAUCCACUGAGUUGUAGUUUUGCUGUUUUUACUAUGUUUUUAAGGCAGAGGUUUGGCUGUUUCUUCUUCACAAAGUUUAACGCUAUUUUCUUCAGCUCUACGUAAACCACUGAGCUAACCCAACCACGUACCCAGGGCUUCUCGAGUGCCGUCCAUUUUUCUGGCAAUAGCCUGUACUAUUGACGUCAUGUUACCGAAUAUUCGCUAACGUCUACAAAAAUUUGGUCAACGCUAGCUGGUUUAAACGAAUAAGCCGAGGGAUUUGAGGCAGUCAAUAAUGAUAUUAACUUAUUUAUUUCUUUGUUCCAGAUCUUCAGAAUGAAAAACAGAGGCGACUUUUGUAUUAUCAAGAAAUGGAGCAAAUGGCGCAGACGGCCAAGACCCUGAUAGAGGGAGUGAGUCAGAUACAGACCACGUUCACUUCUGCUACUCAUGUGGAACAUAUUAGACCCAUGUUCAAGGUAUUUACCCCUUUUUGUGAGUAUUUAUUCUGCAGUGCAAUCUUGGUAUAUCAAACUGUCAAGAGUCUGGAAAAAUCGUUCGUUAUAACAAUACAUCAGGGUGUUGUGCCAUAAAUUGCUUUAUAAGAAUGUCAUUCGUUAUACCGAUGUGUUGUUUGCCACAUGUGGUGUUCGAUGCUUACCUCUGGCCUUACUUAAAUUUAUCGAUCUCACCGAUAGUGAAGGCUGCAACGAGAUAUAAUAUUGCCCUUUUCAUUGACCUUUAUUUUGUGUUUAUGUUUUUACAGGUGACCUGGAGUCCGUUCCUCGCAGCAUUUAGUGUAAAUCUGCAGCAUUCGGAUGACCAGCAAGUGGCUUCGCUAUGUUUGGACGGCAUUCGUUGUGCAAUCAGAAUUGGAUGCAUAUUUGGAAUGCAGGUAAUGUCAAGUCUGCAAUCGACAUUUUCUGGGCAAAUGUCCUUGGGACUGUGAUGCAAUAUCCGUAAUUAUGUGUGGUUUCUGGGGGCCGAAAGUGUCGAAAAUAUCCGUGGCAUCUCUCCUUCUCUCCCUACCCUUUGCAAUGAUGAAAGUGGGGGAACCUUCUGGAUACACGUGUUUGUGGGGGUGAGGGAAGGGGUUGGGCAUGUGUGAUUUGAAAAAAGCCCCAGAAAUGCAAAUUUUAUCUCAAGAGUUUUAUCCAUGAUUUUGGGUGCAGUGGUUGCAGUUUACAUUUCCUGUAUGAUUCGGCGUAAUACAAAGUGUCCUUUUUUUUCUUUCUUACAAUUAAACCUUCGUUUACAUACUGGAUGAAAAGUUGGUGUCACUGUCAAAAAUUAAAAGAAUAAGACAUAGUGGUUGGCAACCAGAAUGAAAUUUUGUCUCUGCUGGCAAGGAGACUAUGAAUCAACACGAGCUGUCACCUUGUUUCAGUCGAAUCAUCGCUCAGGCUUCGUCCAUUCGUUUUUGAGUAUAUUUACACAAAAACGCUAAAGCGUUGGAAAUACAAUUACAUGCCUUACAAGGCAGGUAGAUCGCUUUUCGUUACAUGAAAAACUAUUUUUGUGUGUUUGCAUUGUACAUUUCAGUUGGAGCGUGACAGUUUUGUACAGGCCCUGUCACGCUUUACACUCCUGACAGCAACAGCAGGACUGCACGAAAUUAAAACCAAGAACAUUGACACCAUCAAGACUCUAAUCACUGUCGCACAGACAGACGGGAACUACCUUGGACGGGCUUGGCAUGAGGUACUUAAACUAUAAGCAAAAAUGAGGUCUUGAUUGUAUAACGGGAUUGAAUAGGAAGCGAUAAUCAAAUAAACACCUCUACGCCCAAGUUUAUCUAAAGGAAAUUUGGAGAAGUAAAGUAACCUCCAAGUCUUUCAAUAUGUAAAAAAGGUUUAUCGUCAGUUUGGUAAUUUAUCCAAGUAGACGAAAAUGGUCGUUCCUGCGGGGAUUUUGCAAGCUAUCUCUAUGAGACCAAAUCAUUUCCGCCAAAAAUAAAGCCUUCUACACUAAGGGUAGAGCGUGCUUUGCUUAUAUCUUACCGAUCUAUUUCUUUUGCGCUCCAUGUUUGUGUUAUAUCACUUGAUCUUGACGUGCGUUGUUUAUCUUUCUUUUGUAGAUACUGAGAUGUAUAUCUCAGCUCGAACUAGCUCAGCUGAUUGGAACAGGUGUAAAAAGUAUGGGACCCACAGGAGGGGUGGGGCAAGGUGCUAAUACUCCUGUGGCUAUGGGUACCACUGGCCUUGCUCCCUCUCAAGCCCAUGAAUUGGUGAAUGGUAAGAAAUCUAUAAUUUACCCAAAUUUCUGCCAUCAAGGUGCGCAUGCUGUAGUGACCAUUUGUGUUUUUUCGUUUCCAUAUUUCGUCAGAUCCGAAGAAAAUAGCUUACAUUCAAGAAACUGUUGGAGAGACAAGUUCUCAAAGUGUUGUGGUCGCAGUGGACAGGUAGGAGCUUUAAAGCAAUUUUUCUUGAAAUUUUUCCGUUGAAAGUUUACCCUGCGAGCAGAGGUUUCUUUCUUGCAUGGCUUUUAGGGCUUUUGAAUUCGUUCGCGUCGCUUGUCAGUCGCGUAGUUGGUUUGUUUUAUAUCUCCCCCAGGGUAUUUGGAGUUUGAAACCACCUAUUAAUUGCUUUCCUUUUAUUCCAUUUCGCUUAGAAUUUUCACGGGAUCCACAAAACUUGACGGAGAUGCUAUAGGUAAGUAGGUAGCUUAUAUAAGAUCAAACUGCUGCACAGGUAUGGAGGAAGUCAUAAUUUUUUCUGACAGCGCAUUCAUGAGAACGCCCUAAAACAGCUUCCCCUUUCGCUUAAAUAAUGACUGAUUAUCAUAAUAUCAUUUACUAGUAUUGAUAUUAUUGUUAUUGUUGUUGUUGCCGUUAUUUUCCUACCACUUUCUUGGAUCACCACUUUUUCAAGACCAUAAUGCACCUUGUUUAUCCCCCCUAAAAAGAAAAUUUGCAUAACCAUUAUUUCCAGUUUCUCCUGGGUACUGCAGUCGUCCCAAGGGAAAUCGAAGACGAUGGUUAUGCAAAUUGUUUGGGGUAAACAAGUUGCAUUAUGGUCUAGGUGAAAAUGGCGAAUUGGCCCUGUGAUACUUGCAAUCGAUGGAACUUUUUAUUUUUUUAAGUGUAAAGUUACAGUAUUCGACUUUGACGAAAGAAAGUCUUUGGUUCCAAUUUAUAUAGCAACACUCCUAACCCUAAAUAGAAGCUAACCUUUUCGAGUCAGUGCUUAGUCCUAAUCACUACUUUCAGUGCUUUAUCCUAAGCAAUUUAGUCAGAAUCCCGUAUGAAUAGCAAAUACAAGUCCGUGUACGGGUCCUGUACGAAAAGCCACUGGAUUGAAAUUAACUCCCUAAAAUAUAAUGAAAGCUGGUUCUCCUGAUUGUAAAGUGAAAAUAGUAACAUUUGCAUCGGUGUUGCAAUCAUUCAUGGACUAAUUCCCGUUUCCUUUUGUCUGUCUAGUGGACUUUGUACAAGCACUGGGUGCAAUCUCCUCAGAUGAACUCGCCAACCCAACCCAUCCCAGAAUGUUCAGUUUACAGAAAAUCGUUGAGAUAUCUUACUAUAACAUGAACCGUAUCAGGCUUGAGUGGUCCAGAAUAUGGGCCGUGCUCGGCGAUCACUUUAAUAAGGUACGGCAGCGUUCUGUAACCGAAUCUGAAAUGCCCAAGGUUAUUUCACUCCGGGUGACGCUGAUUUUGCAGUGCUGCUUUGAACGGAAUUGAUUGUCUAAAUCAUCUCACAUCGCUUUCUCAGCCGCGCUUUAUACCUGUUACGUUGUAUUUGUUUUGAGGUUUGAUUGGCACAUUGAAUUGUCUUAAGUACUUGUGAUUGCUCAAAUCAUAAGAACUUGGAGCAUGCUUUUGAAAGCCUCUGCGAAUUUCGCGCGCCAGUUUUUCAACGAGUAAGAAGUCCAAAAGGGCUAACGGAUAAAUUUUAUGGCUUUAUAAAGUCGAGAAAACGUCCUACUUUUGUGAUUGAUCCCUAUUUAAAAGACAGUGCAUUUACAGCAGUUAAAAGGAUGUAAAGUUCUAAACAAGGUAUAUGAAAGGGGUACCAUUUGUCAAUAGAAGGUAUAUGAAAGGGGUGCCUGGUACAUAAAAGGGUAAGGGAUUGGACCUCACCUCGGAGCGGAGCCUCCCCGUAUAAACAUUUGUUGAGUAUCCCCUUCCGGGCAAAGUCCUUAAUUUGAACCUGAGAUUGAUCAAGAUGCAGUGCGCUAAUUCGGCUUAUUGAUCGAGCAUGAAACUGAAUAAAUUGAAUGACUUUGCUCAAGAGAGGAUAAAGGGGAGAGAAGGCAUCCCCCAUACACACCCUAUUCCAAAGGUAAUUGGUGUUUAGUUAUUUUUAAGACCAUAGAUCCCAAGGGGGAUUAGACAACAGCCAAUCACAUAGCGCGAAUGUGUUUCGCGUGGAUGACCCACGCUCAGAGCCACGCGUCCUUCACGAAUUGACGCAGAAAAAAAUGGCAGAAGACGCGGAGAGCGAUAUUGCUAUUUGUUUUAUCGACGAAAACGACUAAAGAGAUAUUUCUGCUAAAGCUGUGUCAGCGAAGCGGAAAUUAAAAAAGAAUCGCCCUUCCACUCUUGUAUAGAGCUAAAAGUACAGCAGGGAAAUCCUUGACACACUGAAUAUUCUCUCAGGAUCAUUUAUAAUUUACAGUUUGAAGAGAGCAAUUUCUGGUUUGAUAUUUAUUCUUUUAUUAGUCUUUUAUUAUUCAACAAAAAUAACACUUGGCGUCCUAUUUGCUUUAUUAUACAAACGACCGGUUUCAAUAGACCGGCGAAAUAUAUCAUUUUAUUAAAGCACUGAGGUUACGACAACUUCGAGUUAAACUGAUUUCACGGGGUUGUCAAAGAGUCUAGCGAUUCCCUUUUCCCAGGUGGGCGCCGACUCAUUUCGCUUCAAUAUUCAGAAAUGCUCUCGAUCUCUUUACGCUCUCAUUGCGUUUCGCCCGACAUGUUUUGCACGGCGUUUAGUCAUGCGAAACCUCCACGAAACAUCCACGCAGCGCGCGAGGUAACUUUAUCCCUAUUCUAAAAAUAACUCAAGACGAAUUACCUAUGGAACAGGGCGUAUAUGGGGGAUGCGUUCUCUGUCCCCUUUAUCCUCUCUUGCUUUGCUCUAUUUCGCUAUUUAUGGGACGCAUCUGAUCUAUUAGUCAGGGGACGCGUAUUAGAUAGGGGCGUCUAAAACCAAAUUAACAUCGUAGAGGGGGCUUUUGUCAGGCAGGAGGCGUUUAUUUGAGAGAAGGCGUCUCCUAGCUCAUUUACGGUAUCACAUUUCAUCGUACGGAUGCAUAUGGCCAGGGAACUUGUCAUUAGAAUUUCUUAAAAUCCUAAAAGCAUCCAUUUCUUUUAGUGUGGCUGUAAUCCUAACGAAGAUGUUGCGUUUUUCUGCGUGGACUCCUUGCGUCAACUGGCUAUGAAGUUUUUGGAAAAAGGGGAGUUGCCCAAUUUCCGCUUUCAGAAGGAUUUCCUCAGACCCUUUGAGUACAUAGUCAAGAAAAACAGGUAAGUGAUCCUUUCCGUUUAAGAACCUUAACGCGUCGAAGUACGUGUAAAUUAAAACACAAUAGGGAGUCGUUAGUAAUUGAGAGCUUUAGAUUCGAGCAUUCGAGGGGCGACUGCGAGGACGAAAAUUAACUUUAGGUUUUCUUCGUGUAUCCUUAAAAAAAUAUACCUCGGAAAGCUUCUUUGUAAUUUUUUCACCGCGCACUGUUAAUUUUAUUGAAGCUAGUUAAGCCCGCUCCCAUUAUCCCAAAAUGAUAAAACUUCUAGCAUUCGAUAACCAUAAAUUAUUUCUGCCACUAUGACAUUCUCGCUAAGACUCUUAGUAGAAUGACUACGGCUGUCGCGUUUUCCCGGCCAAAAUGACGCUGGUUCACGCGCACGCACUACUUGAUACUGAAAUAAUCUCGUAAUCCUAGUAGUACUUCUCGUGGAAUCUAAAGAUCUCAAAUGAGGGGACGACAACUACGAGUUUAUUUCAUGCUCGUAUUCGUACUUGUAGUUAAAUAGGGAUGAUUGAGCAUACGUGGAUGCUAUCACCGAAUUUGCAAUUAGCUAGAAGCAAAUACUUGCUUGCUUGCUUGUAACAGCCUCGAAAAUGACCAAAAUGUUUAAAAAACUGCCAAUAAGAGCGCUUCAAUACAUGCUUAUCAAAUCCUUUUUUCUAUCAAUGGGCUAAAGCUAUCCCCAUGAUCCUUUACAAGCGUUUUUAUAAAGAUUGAAACUCUUAUGUUAUGAAAUUGCAUUUCAAAACGCUUCGUUUUCUUUAAAUAUCGGCCGAACAUCACGGUUCUUAUAACUAAGGGUUUUUCAGUUAAAACCUAACACAGUUAAAAUCAGGGAUAAAAAAACGACCUUUCGACCGAUCUUCGGUCAUUUUCAAGAAAGUAAAAAGUUAAAAGAAUUAGCAUAAUUAUAUAUGUGUAAGGUGUAAAAAUAUGUUAAGAACUAAAAAAAGUGUUUGAAAAUCUAAAAGAAUGAAGUAAAGCAUGCAGAGAAAGAACAACGAUAGAAAAGAACCAUUUAAAAACUUCUGCACGACGUGAGUUUGAUUGUACAUUAAGACUAGGUCUCAUUUCAUUAAUAAAAUGAAAAACAUUUCAAACACCAGGCAGUCAAAUUUGCUUUUAGACUUCUUUAAAAUGCUAAAAUUAUUACUAAAAUCUUUAGGUGCUGAAGAAUGUUUAACGCGAAAGUGCUAGCCGAUGGAUGAACUUGCGCUUUUGUUUACCUGAAUUCGCCUGUGUAAACUGUGUUAACAUCAAGAUUGUUCAGUUUUUACUAACCAUAAAAACUUUAUCCCAGAAUUUCUCGAAAACGCUAUCAUAGAUUUUUCUGAAACCUCACGAACAUUGAGGCAGGUAUUGGAGGAACAAGCUCCCCCGAGCGAUCGUGGAAAAAAAAAAAUAAUGAAAUAAAAAAAUAAAAAUAAAAAAAAAACUCCCAAGUGCAUAGAAAAACGUCUGCAAGUAAAAUAGAUAGUUACUUCAUUUCGUUUCUAUGACAACUCCGAUGUCUACAUAAUACUACUCAUAACAAAUUUUCAUUUUUGUCUGAUAAAGCUGUGGUAAUGGUUUUUUCCGUAUUUUCUUCAAGGACGAGUAGUUAAUACUCAGACUUAGGAGGUGUUGGCCCUGAAAAAUGCAAUCGAGCCAUCUUAAGCCUGUACUCUUAAAUCGGCGACGCCUAAUACUCAUAAGCUUUAAAACUGCAUUAAUGGUCUCCUUGUCGUGAAUUAAAUAAUAUUAUUGCUCCCCUGCGAUGCGCAUGCCUACGAUUAUUUCAUAAUGCAGCCCUGAUUACAAAAUGCGUAGCUUCCAUCUAUUACAAAUGCCGCAAACCUUUUUAAUACAAAAUGCAUUAGUUAUCAUAAAAUGGCGCAAAAUAGUUGCGCCUUUAGCUUACCUUCCUUUUUCAUUUUUCUAAAACAAAAAUGGGUAGCUCGGGUGAUGGAAAACGAAAUGUGGGCAUGGUCUAAGCAAUUCAAGAGACUCGAAAAAAAAGUUCCGUGUGAGAAAUAUUCUGUUUCGUCACGCCGCCGUGACGUGUUUGAUAAUAAGCUGACAGUUCCGAAAGAAAAAACAAGACAAACAAAAAAAGAAAACAACUAAUUCUGUGUUUAUCGAGACUUAGUUGAUGAUCUUAAGGGUCCGCGAAAAUAGCUCUUUCAGCGGAAACACUUUGUUGCGAACAGCAAUUUAAAAUACGGUAAAAAUUCGACGUGCAUCAUAAAUCACAGGAAAAAGCUACCACAAAAAAAGGACAGAAAGUGAGAUUUGUCAGCGAUCCACUAUUGGAAGAAAAACAAAUAAAAUUCCGUUUGUCUUAGGUUUCGUACAAAGUUUCCUUUUUAGUCGAAAGAAUCUAAAUACACAUCUUUUUUCGAUUACGAAUUUAAUGAAUUCGCAAAUUUUGUCUCGUCGGCAAAUAAUCAUUGUCUGGAAAAUUAAAAUUUUGAGCUGUGGCAAGGUGAGCAAUCAUCAGAGUAAGGAGUUAAAUCAAUUUAGAAAAUUGGUCAACUUAUCUAAAAUGAGGCAGUUUAUUGCUGAUUAAAGAAUUUUGAAGCAUACGCGUGUAUCUUUCGCUUUUGCCUGUUUGAAUAUUUUUUAUUGUUAAUAGAAAGAUAAAAAACAGUAAUAAAAAGAGGUGAAAGAAAUCCUCAGUUACCGAUUAAGUUGCACUCAGAAGUAACAAGCUUGAAUAUUUUACCGCAAAGGAAAAAAACUUACUUACGCUACAUGUCUACAAAAGCAAGAUGGCAGUGAAACAUUCUUAUGCGAUGCGGUGUCAGUGAUACUGUAACAUCAUCGUUUUCAAAAAGUUCCGUUUUCAUCCGCCUUCCAGGUGUUCACACAACUUAAGGCAAUCCAGCGCUUUCAAAACUUUCCGUUUUGGAAAGCGUUUUAAAAAGAUGUUGCGGAUUCUUUGACCGUAUUCAUCGGAGACGCGUGGAUGGAAGUUUUUAAACUAAAGUUAAAUUUCGUAACAAAAUGUCUCGAUUCAAAAAUCCGGAUAUGUAUGGACGAUGCCUAAAUUGAUCAAAUCGCUCGAACUUCAUCAGCGAUGAAAAAUGUCACGUUACGUAACAGAAACUUCUGCCGUUUCCGAGCAUUGCCAAGCAACGGGUCAUAACAUCAACUCACACAACGUUAACGUUCUAUCUGAGGAAAACUACACCAUCAAGCGCCGCAUCAAGGAGGCGACCAUCGCCAUUAAGCAAAGAAAAGGGACGAAGGUGUGGACCUCCCGGCCAUAUACAAUCCUCUCCUGGGAAUACGCAACCUUUCUUUUACGUCGUAAUCAAACAUUUUAUAUGGCUAAUGAAGUUCCCUGGAAGAAGUUCGAGCGAUUCGAACGAAAUAUUCGAUUUUGUUUUAAAUUCUUGCUCUGAGUUUUGAAAUUUGUAUACUAGAUAACUAAAUUCGUUACUUGAAUUAUCUUGCUGAUCGAAGUUUACGUACUUACGGUCAAGCCAGGGCAAGCGUACCCCCAAGAUUCCACUAGUGAAUGUAUUAUUCAAAAGUUGAAACCUCCGUCAACUGAAUAGAUUGUUUUCAUAAGAAAGCAAUUUAGUAGACCAUCUGUUGACAAUUCAUUAUCAGAGAAAUGUAUACUCAAGGGCGAUGGACGAAAUUAUUUAACUUUUAGGUUAAUAAUCAAAUGGUUCAUGAAGGUGAAUUAUAAUCGUUCAUAAUUAACGAGGAUUCAUAUGGCUAUGUCCGCAGCCUUACGUUAAUUGAUUUUGACUUUGCCUCCAUAGCCGAUAACAUUAUAAUUUCUGUCUCUUUAUCUGUUCACAUUCGUACAGUUGUUUCUUUUCGUUUGCUUCGCGUUUCGAGCGGCGGUGUUGGAUUGUUCAGUGUUGCAUUGUUCAGUGUUCCACGACUUGUGCAGUUGCGUAUCUUUUAAGUAUUUCAAUAAGAGCUACGCGAAACUCUCUUAUUCUAAUGCAGUAGAUAAUUGGGUUGAUGAGCGAGUUAAGAAUGGCAACAAAAACUGCUGACAUUAAAGAAAUAUAUGACGCAGUUAACGAGUGUAUGAUAGAAUUUGUUAUGAGUAUUCGAACAACAAACAGGGGUAAAGAUGUCAACACUAAGGCAAAAAGUAUCAUUGUUGUGAGCUGAAAAGCUCUUUUGUCCUUUAAAAACUUUUGCCUGUCUUCCAGUGAGAUUUGGUGGGCUGCGAUUCGCUUUCUAAGACGUCGAGUCUCCUGGAGUAUCACAAUUUGACAGAAAGUAACGAUAGCCACCCAUAAGCAGCCCGUCAUAUUGUUGACAACCAAGUAAAUUUCGUUGUCUACGAAACUCAGAGGUACUGUUAGGAGGAAUGAAACAACCCACACGAAAGCGGACCCACGGAGUAAACGACCUCUAGUGACUAGGAUCUUGUACUUCAGCGAGUGCUUUAUAGCAAUAUAUCUUUCUAUGUUAAUAGCUGUUAGGUGAAGAAAUGUAGCUGCGCCCAACACCCUGAUAACGUAUACCGACGCUGCUAAUAGCGGGCAGUACGAGCUUGAUCUCUCUCCCUGUAACAGUACUGCCAGUUGUACGGCGAAAAAGGGCUGUCCAAUCACUCCCAUCACACCGUCGGUUGUCGCUAAACACGCGAGUGCAACGUUGCUCGUGGUUUUUAGGCGUGGUUUAGUUUUCACGGUGAUUAUAACCAGUCCAUUUAAAACGCUUGUUAAGGGGAGAGAGAGAAUGUUUAAGAUUAUUAGGCACAAGAGUACCGUAUAUGCCUUUCUAGUACAUUUGUUUAAACUUCCUCCCAAGAAAAUGGAAAGAUCACAGUCUGAGGCUAUCUCCUUUGUGAGGAAAGUCGCGCUUCGGUUCAUCUUUAGUUCCUUGUUUGGUUUAAAGUUCGUUUAGUCUUGUUUGGACAGGAGGGAUGCGUCGUCCGGUCUGUGUUAAACUCAAGAUUAGCCGAUCCGCUAGAAAAUACAUUUUGUUGGAAACUUGAUUUAACUGAGGAAUAUUCUCUGCUUUGAACAUCAUUUAUUGAAGUGCUUGAGAAGAGGCCGCCGUUUGAAACGUGGAACUUCACACGUGCCAGAUUUUAUGCUAAUGAAGAAAAUUGUUCUUGCUCAUUUGCAUUAGAUUCGGCAUAUGUGAAUGAAGUUCGACGUUUAAAAAAAGGCCUGUUUUAAGUAUUAAAAUACUUACCAGCCUUUUGUCAAAUACUUCAUUUAGUUUGGUCAUGAAGCACAUUUGAUCAUGUCCAAUGGAAAGUUGCGCUAUAUAAGUUUUCUUUAAUUAUUAUUAUUAUGCUCUUUUUGCCUGGUGUCUUUUCAAAUUUGAAAUGAUUGAUGAAAUGUCAAGAAAACAGUUCUCUAGAGUGAAAUCGUUUGCCCUACGUUUGGAAAAAAAACAUAAAGCGGUGGCUACUCUUCGAGCAGAGGUUUUGCUCUUGCAUGGCUUUUAGAGCGCAUCAGUACAUACCAAUCAAAUCCCUUUUUGUAGAAAUGAGCUAAAGUUAUCCUUAUGAUUCUUUACAAGCGGUUUUAAAAAGUUUGAAACUACUAUGUUGUGAAAUUGCAUUUCAAAAGCGCUUCGUUUUCUUUAAAUAUCGGCGGAACAUCAAGAUUGUCCAGUUUUUACCAACCAUAAAAACUUUAUCCCAGAAUAUCUCGUAAAAACGCUGUCAGAGAUUUUGCUCAAACCUCACGAACAUUGAGGAAGGUUUAGCCUGCGUUGCAGCCGGCCCACGCACUCGUCUAAACCAUUUGUAUAGUCAGAAGGUUUAGAGCGUCUGCGACGCAGGCAAAGGAAGGUAUUGGGGGAACAAGCUCUCGCAGGCGAUCGUGAAAAAAAAAAUAAACUCCAAGUGCAGCGGUAAACGUCUGCGAGUAAAAUUGAUAGGGAUUUUGUUUUUGCUGCUGUGCGUUGUCAACAUAACACUGCUCAUAACAAAUUUUCAUCUGUCUGAUAAAGCUGUGGUAAUAGUUUUUCCAUAUUUUCUUUAAUGACGAGUAGUUAAUACUCAAACUGAGGAGGUAUUGGCCCUAAAAUAUGCAAUCGAGCCACCUUUCGCGCUUACUCUUAAAUCUGCGACGCCUAAUACUCAUAAGCUUUAAACAUUAUUGUUUCGUACGAUUAUUUCUUAAUGUAGCCCUGAUUACAAAAUGCGUAGCUUCCACCUAUUACCAAUGCCGUAAACCUUCUUGAUGCAAAAUGUGUUAGUUAUCAUAAAAUGCCGCGAGACAGUUGCGCUCCUAGCUCACCUUCUUUUUACGUGAUUUUCGUAAAACAAAAAUGUGUAGCUCGGGUGAUAGGAAGCGAAAUGUGGGCAUGGUCUAAGCAAGAGACUCGAAAAAUAAGUUCCGUGUGAGAAUAUUCUGUUUCGUCCCGCCGUGACGUGUUUGAUAAUAAGCUGACAGUUCCGAAAGAAAGAAAAAAACUAAUUUUGUGUUUAGCGAGACUCAAGUGAUGAUCUUAAGGGUCUGCGAAAAUAGCUCUUUCAGCGGAAACACUUUGUUGCGAACAGCAAUUUGAAAUAGGGUAAAAAGCCGACUUGCAUCAUAAAUUACAGAAAAAAGCUACCACCAAAAAAAAAACAGAAAGUGAGAUUCACUUUGUCAGCGAUGCACUGUUGGAAGAAAAACAAAUUAAAUUCCGUUUGUCUUAGGUUUCUUAUAAAGUUUCCUUUUACUCCAAAAUCCAAAAAUACAUCUUUUUUCGAUCAAGAAUUUAAUGAAUAUGGAAAUUUUGUUGUCUCGUCCGCAAAUAAUAAUUGUCAGGAGCCGAUUGUCACUGUCUGGAAAAUUUAGAUUUAGAGCUGUGUCAAGGUGACCAAUCAUCAAAGUAAGGAGUUUAAAUCAAUUUAGAAAAUAUUGGCCAAGUUAUCUAAAAUGAGGCAGUUUAUUGCUAAUUAAAGAAUUUUGAAGCAUACGUGUAAAUCUUUCGCUUUUGCCCGUUUGAAUAUUUUUUAUUGUUAAUAGAAAGAUUAAAAACAGUAAAAGAGGUGAAAGAAAUCCUCAGUUACCGAUUAAGUUGCAUUCUGAAGAAACAAUUUUGAAUAUUUUACCGCAAAGGAAAAAAACUGACUUACGUUGCAUGUGUGCAAAAGCAAGAUGGCAGUGAAAUAUUUUCAUGCUAUGCGAUGCCAGUGAUACUGUAGCAUCAUCGUUUUCAAAAAGUUCCGUUUUUAUCCGCCCACCAGGUGUUCACACAACUUGGGCAAACUAGUGCUUUCAAAACUUUCCGUUCUUGAAAGCUUUUUAAAAAGAUGUUGCGGAUUCUUUGACCGUAUUCAUCGGAUACGCGUGGAUUAAACCAGAUUAAACUAAAGUUAAAAUUCGUAACAAAAUGUCUAGAUUUGAAAAAUCCGGAUAUGUAUGGACGAUGCCUAAAUUGAUGAAAGAGGUUUUUUAUCUGCUUUAACAAAUCAAUUUAGUAUACAAAUUUUAAAACUCAGAGCAACAAUUAAAAACAAAACUGAAUAUUUCGUUCGAAUCGCUCGAACUUCAUCAGCGAUGUAAAAUGUCACGUUACGCAACAGAAACUUCUGCCGUUUUCGAGCGUUGCCACGCAACGAGUCAUAACAUCCAUCCACACAAUGUUAAAGUUUUCUAGAGGAAAAUUACACAAUCAAGCGCCGCGUCAAGGAGUCGGCCAUCGCCACCAAGCAAAGAAAAGAGACGAGGGUGUGGACCUCCCGGCCAUAUACAAUCCUCUCCUGGGAAUACGUAGCUUUUCUGUUACGUCGUAAUCUGACAUUUUAUGUCGCUGAUGAAGUUCCCCGGAUAAAGUUCGAGCGAUUUGAUUUUGUUUUAAAUUGUUGCUCAGAGUUUUGAAAUUUGUAUGCUAUAGAUGCCCAAAUAGGUUUCUUAAAUUAUCUGGGUGAUCGAAGUUUAUCUACUUCAAUUAUCUAGUUUAUCUGGGUUCGAUAGCUUCAUCCAGAUAGAAAAAGUGGCUGGGAAAAUAAUUUUUUCAUGACAUAAUCGCUUCGACAGGGAGUUGCGUCUUAUCCAAAAUCGACGCAAACGUUAUUAUAUAAGAUUAUAUUAUAUUAAAACUCGAAAAAAAAAACGAAAUUGAAACCUUCGCCAACUGAAUAGAUUGUUUUCAAGAGAAAGUAAUUUAGUAGACCAUCAGUUGACAAUUCAUUAUCAGAGAAAAAAAUAUUUGAGGGUGGUGGACGAAGUUACAAUUUUUUCAACAGAGAUGGUUGCAAACGUUUCAGUUAAAAGGUGAACUGAAAUCGUUAUUAACUAAAAGAUUCAUUUGGCAAAUAUUUAGUAGUAUUUUUUAUCAAGAGGUGCCGAUGGUAUGGUUUGUUCAUCUUAUUUACAAGUAGCAUCUGAGUCGCAAUGUAUUGUUUGAUGUUGUUUCAUUUGCUUCCAUAGCCGUUAUUCCUGUCUCUUGAUCUGUUCACAGUCAUGGUAUUGUUUCUGUUUUUGUGCUUUGCGUUUCGAGCGGUGCUGCAUUGCUCAGUGUUCCAAAGGUUCGAAUUUGAGUGUUAUCAUCUUGUACACUUACUUUUCUUCUGCAGAGUAUUUUAAUAAAGGCUACGCGAAACUCUCUUAUUCUAAUGCAGUAAAUUAUUGGGUUGAUGAGCGAGUUUAGAAUGGAUGCAAAAAUAGCUGACAUUAAAAAAAUAUAUGACACAUUUUUUGAGUAUAUGAUAGAAUUGGUUAUGAGUAUUCGUACAACAAACAUUGGUGAAUAUGUUAAUACUAAGACAAAAAGUACAAUCGUUGUUAGCUGAAAAGCUCUUUUGUCCUUUAAAAACUUUUGCCUUUCUUCCGGUGAAACAUGAAGGACUGCGAUUCGCUUUCUAAGACUUCGAGUCUCCUGGAGAAUCACAAUUUGACAGAAAGUAAUGAUCGCCAUGCAUAAGCAGCCCGUCAUAUUGCUAACCAGCAAGUAAAUAUCGUUGUCUGUGAAACUCAGAGGUACUGUUGGCAAGAAUGAAACAACCCACGCGAAUGCGGACCCACGGAGUAAACGACCUCUGGUUACCAGGGUCUUGUACUUCAGCGAGUGCUUUAUAGCAAUGUAUCUUUCUAUGUUCAUGACAGUUAUAUGAAAAAAAGUAGCUACGCCCAACACCCUUACAACGUUUACAGACGUUGCUAAAAGCGGGCAGUACGAGCUUGAUCCUUCUCCCUGUAACAGUACUGCCAGUUGUACAGCGAAAAAGGGCUGUCCAAUCACUCCCAUCACACAAUCGGUUGUCGCUAAACAAGCGAGUGCAACGUUGCUCGUGGUUUUCAGGCGUGGUUUAUUUUUGACGGCGAAUAUGACCAGUCCAUUUAACACGCUUGUUAAGGGGAGAGAAAGAACGUUUAUGAUAAUAAGGUACAAUAGUACCGUAUAUGCCUCUCUGGUACUUUCAUUUAAAGUUCCUCCCAAGAAAAUGCAAAGCUCACAGUCAGAGGUAAUCCCCUUGGUUUGAAAAGUCGCGCUUAGGUUCAUUUUCAGUUCCUUGGCUGUGUUAAACUUUUGUUUCUCGUCUGGACAGGAGGAACGCGUCGUCUGGUCCGUUUUACACUUAAGAUUAGCCGAUCCGCUGGAAACUACAUGUGAUAAACUGAGUUGCUUGUUAAACGUGCUGUAAUUGUGGAAUAUUCUCUGCUUUGAACAGUUAUUGAAGUUUUGAUAAGAAGCCGUGGUAUUAAAUGUCGCACUUUACAGGUGCCAAAUGUGAUGCUAUUGAGGGAAAUGUAAUGUUCUCGUUAAUUUGCAUUAGAUUCGACACGUGUGAAUGAAGUUCGACGUUUAAAACAGGCUGAAAUUAUUUCCGGCCUGUUGUGAAAUACUUCAUUAUCUUGGUGAUGUGUUGUGCCUGAAGGCAAUUUGCCCUGCUGUCUUUUUAUAAGUAAUGCGUACACACGUUGAUGAGAUGAAAUUUAAGGGAAACAGUUUUCUAGAGUGAAAUUGCUUGCCCUACGUUUUGAAAACAAAAGAGAAAGCCAUGGCAGAGUAUUUUUCGCUAAUGGACAAUAAAUUUUAUCUUGCAUAAGUCUUUUUUCAAAACUAAACUAACCAAUAAAAUUUUCGUUACAAGCAGUUUUCGCUCAUCAUGUCAUUUGAAGUUUUGUUUGUGUAUGAUGCUUCUAUAACUUGGUGACAAUGGUAAAAUCAAAAUAAUGUGAAGACAAACGAUCCAACUUUUGAAGACGUUUCGGCAUGACUCGUGUCAUUAUCAGUUUAAUUUAUUGUUACGUUUUCCUUUGCAUGUAUACGAUACAAUGUGAAGAAGUUACAAUUUCAAAUUGGAUUACAAUGAUCAGAGUUACAAUUGUUUAAAAUAAUGAGAACCUAAAAUUACACAACGUAUCAUUGGCACGUGCUCAAGCAGGAGCGGUAACAAUAGCUGCGGAUGCUCUAGCCAUUUUACCCCUGUUACAUAAGACGCUUGCCCAAGGGGAAGCAAAUAUCUGUUUCCAAAGUGAAAUUGCGUCGGGAAAAUUUCCGUGUCCACUUCCCACCUGCACUUUCUUCCUUCUAAUUCUACGACCCUGAAAGCUUUCCCAAAAAAACUUUUUUCAAUGAAAUGAAGGCUAGUAAAUGCCAAGCCACCAAAACAGGAAAACAACGGGAUAAGUAAAGCAGGAAAAUGAAGGGAGGAGCCCUAAAAGCGAAAUUUUACGUACGGCGCAUGCCCUAACUUCGUCGGAAGGAACAAAAGGCCGAGAUGUGCUCGACCUGUAAACAAGUUGUUGGCUCCUGCAAUAUGUGCCCUUAUGUCUUCCAAAAAUGAAUUACCUUCGUUUGAAAAUUCGCAGGUCUGCUACUAUACGUGACAUGGUAGUGCGCUGUGUAGCACAAAUGGUACACUCGCAGGCUCACAAUAUCAAGUCCGGCUGGAAGAAUGUUUUCUCAGUAUUUCACUUAGCUGCAUCAGAUGAGGAUGAAGGAAUAGUGGAACUCGCCUUUCAAACUACUGGUACGUUCAUAACUUUACGUUAUUUUUAUUUCAAUUCUUCCAAAGUUUCCUAUUGAAGUGUGAAUUUGUUCUCCCAACGUAUUUGCCAAGUCUACUGAGUCUAAGUGUUUUAACGGAAGCCCGCCCCCCCCCCCCCCCCCCCCCCCCCCCACACCACACCCACAACACCCAAAACAAACAAAAAAAAAAGCACAACAAAAAAGAAAUCCCAACACCACCACUCCACCCCCCACCCCCCCCCCCCCACCCCCCCCAACCACCACCACAAACCACCAACGUCUCAGGAUCCCUCCUUCAAACUUGUGGAGACGUUAUAACGUUCCUUUUUUUUUUCUUCAACUUCUCCAAAUUUUCCUUUUGAAUUGUGUAUUUGUUCUCCCCACGGUUUUGCCAAGUCUACUGAAUCAAAAUGUUUUAACGGACCCCCCCCCCCGCCCCCCCCCCCCCAAAAAAAAGAAUACAACAGACUAAAGGCAAAAGGCAAAAUGUGCAGUUCCAGAAAAUUUCCAUUCCCAGCUUUCCCCCCCCCCGCACCCACGGAGGCCAACGGAAAUUCUUGGAAGGUUAUUUAAAGAAUAGCAGCUGCUCUAUUGAGCAAGCUACAUGUAUCAGUUAUUUUGCUGUUAAUGGUCUUUUAACACAAGAAUGAUGAUCUUUUAUUUUAAGUUGGCUGAAUGCUUUUUUUCACGGCUUAGGCGAUUUGUAGGUUAGAUUCCAGUUAUCUAGCUGUUGCUCUAUUACACAAUAUUUUGUGGUAUUCACCGUAAUGUGGUCGCGUUCUAAGCCGUCUUCUGACGUGUCUUGAAAUAGGGAGUUUAAGCAGAGACGUUUUUAAGCGAUGCACCUCAACCGGAAGUGAGCCGUUUUCUCUUUUAAUAUGCCUUGACGCUACCAAAUGUGUUUUGCUAAGUGUCUUUACUCCUAUAGAGACGAUUUGACCAAAAAUUUGUUCAAAGUCACGGCUUAAGAGUGCAAAAAGUCCACUUCCGGUUGACGUGCGCCGCUCAAAAACGUCGUUGCAUAACCUCCCUAAUGAAAAGAAGUGAUUGAAGUCCACUCGGUGUUUAGUUUAAACUUAACUGGUUCUUUAACAGAUGGCAUCAUUUGUGUCAUGUAAGGUAUCUUCCAUAUUUCUCAGUGACUUACCGUUAAUUAUUAACUAGAGAAGACCUUUACUGGGCAAAAUGUUUUACACUGUAUUAACUUUAAUAAAGGAUUUUUCGCUCUUUAUUGCAGAAACAAUUAUCUUCUGCAUAAUAGUUUAGUGCAAUAGCUUUUUUGACGAAAAUAUCUUUUCCAGGGGUGCCUAACCAAGUUGGAAAAUUAUGGAAAUUCCGGGGGGUGGGGGAUCUAAAGCAAAAGUGCCCUCCGUGGGAGGGGUAUGGAUAUUUUUUGGAACUACACAAUGGAACAAACUUGAUGCGAGAGGCGGGAAGACUUCCUCGGUUGAAAUGGCACCUGAGAUGGCAAAAAGGUUGCUCAAAACGCAGGCCUGACCUCCCAAGAGAAAUGCAGUGCGUUUAUGCUAUAAUUUGCUGGAGAACGUGAGCCGUUUCAGUCCCAACAGCGAUUAGCUUAAAAUAGUAGUGUUAUUACAGGAUAAUAUAUGCCCUCUCUCCUCAACCUUUCAAAAUAAUGACCGAGCGCGUAGGCAUUAUCCGAUUAAAUGCACCUUUCAUUUGUUUCAGAACUAGUAGGUCAUUGUUGUGGUUAUUAAAGUGGAAAAAUUGGUAUUUAUUCGUAAUAAUGACCUCCUGUUUUCGCUUCAGUGACCUGCCCUUCCAUUUAUUGUAAAUAAUUACCUGUUCAAAACAAUGCAAAGCAAAACAAUCCAGGUCUUGAGAUGUAAGGAAAUAAUGGACAAAGACUAGCCUUCUUAAAUUUUAUAACAAAUUCUCCCCGUAAGUACUGAAUAGAAAUGUAUGAAUUCCUUUUAAGAAUAUCUUUUUGUUGACCUUGCCACUUUAAAGACUUAACACAGGUUAAAUACAGAAGUCGAGCUAAAACUAUUCUGACACAUUUAUCUGAAGUUUGUUGUAAUUAUUCUCUCUGUUCUUGUUCCAGCCACCAUAUUCGAGAAGUACUUUCACGCCACUAUUGAUUCAUUCCAAGAUGCUGUCAAAUGUUUGUCUGAAUUUGCGUGUAACGCUUCAUUUCCUGACACCAGUAUGGAAGCCAUUAGACUUAUCAGGAACUGUGCAAAAUAUGUAUACGAUAACCCAGAGGUAAGUUCAGGCUAUGUUUAAAUUGGGGAUCGAGCAUCUCUGCCUGUAGCUUGCAAACACAGACGUACCGUAUUUCCUUGAAUUAUAGUCGGAGGCGAUUAUUUUUUUUUUCGCGCAGAAAGGGGGCGAUUAUUCGAGGAAAGCGAUCAUUACAAACAUUGCUCACUGAAAGUCAUGCCCUAAAUAUUUUGUUUUAUUUUCCCAUUAAAUCAAAAAAUGAUCACCUCAAAUAAACUGAACACGGGCUUUUUUAGCGCUCCAAACUGGUUCUUUGAUUACUUUUCAGUGUCAAGAUCCUCGGCGUCAGAGCUUGAAUCGUUUUGCCGAAGUUUGCCGCAUCAGACAGACUCCACUUCAGCUUUACAAGGAGGGGAAAAAAGAAAGAGGAGAUGGCGAGAAGGGUGGGGUGGAGGGGGGCGAUUAUUCGAGAGAGGCGAUUAUUUUAAAUAUUUAUUUCUGGCUAAGGUGGGAGGGGGCGAUUAUUCGAGUUAGGCGAUUAAUCGAGGGGCGGCUAUUAUUCGAGGAAAUACGGUAUUAGAGAAAUGACGACGACUGGAAAUACGUCUCGCGUUGGACGGCUACAGUCCUGGGUACUAGCACGUUGUUUGUUACGUGGCCUUAGUUUAGUCAGUAAAUGAUUUCUUCUUUUGCCAUUUUGAACUACCUUUAAAGGGUCUGUAGUUCCCUUUUAAUUUCUAGUGUCUACGUACCACGGAGUCCUUGUUUUGCUUUCAGGCUGUAACAAAUUCGUCCGCGUUCUGGGACGCAUCAUAUUGCUUCACCUUGUCUUUUCCGUCAUGCUCUUAUCUUUUCAGUCUGUAAAUGAAUUUGUUUUAAUGUAGCUACAUUUUUUAACUGGGAAAUAUAGUGUUCUUAAAGUAAUUUCACGACAAUGUUCAUUUACAGAUGUUCAAGGAACACAGUAGCGAAGACGGCGGCAUCCCAGAAUCCGAUAAGGUCUGGGUCAAAGGCUGGUUUCCAGUCCUCUUUGAACUGUCCUGUAUCAUAAACAGGUGUAAACUUGACGUCAGAACCAGGUUUGUUUACGGGACAAGACGGGACGGGACUAAUUUUCCUUUGUAAAUGAUAACCUUUCGCUCGAGUUAUCGAAACCGUUUGGUACUGUUACCAAAAGUCUCUUAAGGUGAUGUUACACGGGACAACUCGCAACGACGAUUUUUAGCGCAAUACAGCGUUGCAACAUUGUAGCGAUAUUGUUUCGAAUGGUUGCAGCAUUUUUUCAACAUUGGAACGCUUUGCCGCGCUAAAAAUCGUCGUCACUUUUAAGUCGAAUUCGCGUUUUUUUCAAACUUUGUCGCGUUUAUUUCAAUUCGAUGAGGAAAAUGUCAAAUGAGUUGAAUUUACCCGAAAUUGAUUUCUUGUGUGUUUCAAAGCUAUAUUUUUGUAAUCUUCUGUGCUUUUCGUUACUGCUUAUUAUAAUUUAUAUGCUUUAUGUGUGUUUGUUUGUGUGUCUGUGUUUGUUCUGCCUUGUGUGAUUGCCACACUUACUUUAUGUAAUCGUCUUAUCAUGAACCGACUUCAGAUAAUUUUAUUUCAUUGUAAAGAAAAUGGCUGUCUUGUCUUUUUAGCCCCGUGGUUAUUCCAGACAGCCAGUCCCAUAAAUAAUUAUUAGCUUGUUAUAGUCUUAUUCUGAUUCCGUUUUUACUAUUGGUACAAUAAAAUUGUUGUUGUUGUUGUUGGGGACCGCACUCAAGUUAGAAAGAGAAAGAAAACUUCGUCGUCGCUUGUUUACGUCGUGUUUUAAGGUGAUGUUGCCCGAGGCGAUUUGCAACAACGAUUUUUAGCGCAACAUUGUUGCUUUUUUUCUUUCUCGUUGCCGUCGCCUUCUUUGUUGCUAAAGCUUGUACUGUUAUCAAGGAAUGUUUGCAUUACUUUUCAUUUUGAACGAGUCUUUCGGUAUUUGAUAGUCAAAGAACCGCUUGUUGCAGGUAGAAAACAGAUCAGUUUACCUUACCAGCUGAUUUGUAGUAACUAAUUUUAAUUUUGGUUAUUAAGUUUCCUGUGUUAAACUGUGUUCUUUGCAGAGGUUUAACAGUGAUGUUUGAAAUCAUGAAAAGUUACGGGCACACAUUUCAGCAGCAUUGGUGGAGAGAUGUAUUCAGAGUGGUGUUCAGGAUUUUUGAUAACAUGAAGCUACCAGAUCAACAGGUCGAUUGGUCAGAGGUAAGUGAUUAAAAUAUUUUUUGCUAUAUCCAGUUUCUUAACCGCGAGCACUGAAGACUAGCUCAAUCGGUAGAGCGCUUCACUGCAAUGCGGAAAGUCUCGUGUUCUAUUUCCAGGGCCUGACCAAUACUCAGGGUCUUAAAAUAUUAAACUGAGAAAUGAAGGUACCUGCCUCUACAUGAAGAUGUAAAAAUAUAUAGUGUCCACAAUUGCUACUUUUGUGCUAAAGUCAUUGAUAUGCAAAUAAAGAACAUUUUUUAAAAAAUGAUUACCUUACUCUCUGCGUUUCUCUUUGCUUAGCCUAUUUCUCUGAAUUAUGUGCCCAAAACCAACUGUGACCGGCAUUUUUCCGCGGUUCGCCCUACAGUUUUCUUCUUUGAGUUUUGAUUGGUUCACUGGAUUAUCUGCUUGCUUUCUAAUUGGCGGUGCGUGUAAAAAAAUGCUAUGUCUCCAAGGUCGUGUCGCCUACGGAUCAAGCGGGUUAGCAUUAGAUCCCAUCGGCCUAAACCCUCUUGGGUUGGUAGUAUUCCUUAUCGCGUGACUAUAGUGAUUACGGUUAAGCCCUGACUAUGGUGAUUAGGGUUACGCACUGACUAUAAUGAUUAGGGUUAAGCAACAAUACUGAUUAGGGUUAAGCACUGACUCCCAGCGGUUAGCUUCCUUUUAGUUAGGGUUAGGAUUGUUGCUCUAUAGCUUCAAAUCAAACCAAUGCUCGCCAGCAAAUUCUUAGUGGCGUAGUGGUAUAGAUGGACUUCAAACGCAACGCUCUGGGUUCGAUUCUACUCUCGCUCUUCUAAAUUGUUUUUUCUUUAAAGAUUGAAGAGACUAACACUUUCGUAAACAUUUCCUCAGUAGAAAUGUCAAGAAACUUAGAAAUUUCAUCUAAGUGCCGUGUAGAAGCAAUAAAGAAUACAACGUUGUGUAAACUUCAAGGGUGUCCAAGGGUUUUAGGCCGAUGGGAUCUAAUGCUGAUUUAACAACACGAAUAUGUCGUGUAAGUCUUUCAUAUCCGCGUGAUGAGUGGUUAUAGUCUGUUCACCCUGGAUUUUUGCUGUUUUUUUUUUUUUUGCUAUAGAAGUCUGAGUGGAUGACGACCACAUGUAACCAUGCUUUGUACGCGGUAAUCGACGUUUUCACGCAAUAUUUUGAAGUGUUGUCUGAUGUUCUGUUAGAGGACAUGUUUUUACACUUACUGUGGUGUGUUCAACAAGGUAAGUAUUCCAGUUAAAUUUAAAGUGGAAAAACUUAUCAAAUGCUGUAAACUGUCUGGGGGAGAAAACAUUCGCAGUACUUGAUUUAAAGAGGUGGACUACGUCACUCUGAUUCCAAGCGCGGGAAAAAACCUGCAGCCUGCGCCAAGCGCUACAGAAAAAAAAAAAGCUAACGGCCGUCACAAAGUGCGGGAAAGACGUUUAGUGGCGGAGAACUAAAAGAAUUUGGCUUUUGGUGUUUAAAAUGUGUCAAAAGGUAUUUAAUCGGUGAUUUAGAGUCGAUGCAAAAUGGAAAAUUGUCUUUACGUGCAUUGAGAGUUCGUCAUUUCAAGUAAUAGGCCAUUUGCACAAUUGCGUCAUUUUACUACUAACGGCCAGAAUACUUUUCGUUUUUCCUUUCAUAUUUAAAUUUGGAAAUCCCAGUGAGGUUUAAAUAAGAAAAGUUCUUAUUUGCACAAGAAAUCAAAACCCCCAAGGACUCUUGUCGUGGUAGUAAAAUGACGCCAUCUUGCAAAUAGCCUAUUCAAAUUCAAUUUGAAACGUGUUGUGGGUGUGCGAUCUUGUCUGUCUCUUGGUCUGUGCGUCAGUGGCGUAAAGAAAAUAAGAUCUUAGUAGAGACACCCUAAGAGCGAAACUCUCUUUAAACAUCUACAGAGAGAUUCUCAAGUUUACUGAUCUUUAAGUUACACUAUAAUACUUCUAUCACACAUUUACGUAACUUUAAAUGUAGUUAGGGUAUUUUGUUCACGUACAGGUCAUUCCGGAAUGUGUUCAUUCCGGUUUUCAAUCCCAACGAAAUUCUCGUUCUGGUAUGAGACUUCAAUCUAGCAUAAUGUAAAAUGAAAGAGAACUUCGUUCUGAAUUGAAAAUCGCAAACCGUCUAGUCUGGGGCGAGUGGCGCAUUCGUAUCUGAUCUGGCGCUAGCGAGAACGCUUUAACAUGUGAAUUCAGUACGAAUUUCAUUCUGGGUUUCGUUCCGGAAUGAAAGUCGUUCGUGUAGUGUUAUUGGUCUGCGAUUUUCCACCGUAUUUCCAGGCCAUCACGUGUAUAAAUUUAUUCAUUUAAGAAAUUUUGACUCGCACUCAUUGUUGUAUUAAAAAGUACAUUCGUUGUUAUUGUACGCGUUCGUCUCGUAUCAUGUAAAUAGUCCCUCACGCGGAACAUACGUUUUUGUAUCUUCCCAGAUAAUGAGCAGCUUGCGAGGUCUGGCACUAACUGUCUUGAGAACCUGGUAGUCUCGAAUGGUUCUCAAUUUUCUUCAGAAAUGUGGCAAAGGGCGUGUCGUUGCAUCCGGGACAUAUUCACCUCUACUGUACCAAAUGAGCUGCUUACUUGGAGACCAGAGACACAAACCACAGGGACACCAACCCCCGAGUCUACACCCACGCAUACUCCCGACAGCCCUGUACGAACUCCGGACCGCCAACAUUCUUUUGAGACGGUAAGUUUGCAUCUAUCUCAUGCAAUAUGAUCAUCCCGCUCAGUGGAUAGAGCGUCCGAUCUAAAACUCGGAGGGUCGUGAGCUCGAAUCUCAUCUGGAACACGGAAAUUUUUUGGAGUCUUUUGUUCUAAGUAAUGUCUCGAACGUGUUGUCACUGACACACUUUCGUCUUUGUAUACACGCUCAGUCAUGCGCUUCAAUCUGAUAUCGGUUGGAAAUUUUUAUUUUUAACAGCGGUCGGUGGACUUGGAAGUAAGACCAGAACACGAUAUAGUUCCUCGUCUACAGGAAGGUUUGUUCAGAUAUGUUUGUUUGUUUUUUUUUUGUCUCAUGUGGUGACCUAUCCCAAUAAGUAAUAACCCUUACUAAGUAAUAAGUAAUAACCCAAUCUGUCGUCACCUUGAAAAUUUUGCAAAGCAACGGACGCCCGACAAAGUAAUCUGUUUUCACGGACAAGCAACAGGUUGAGGCUUUUAUUACAGGACUAAUAAACCCACAAUAGACAUUGGAGGAAGUAAUCUCCGAGAGAACCGUCAUGUGGGUCGUCUAACAAUGAUUGUAGACCCACUGGACAGUGAUUUAUUCUAUGAGUAGCGCCAUCCAUCCUCUGAGUACCAUUCGAGCAGAGGCUACGUUGUCGCGGUAUCAGCUGGCGUUUCGCACGCCACCUUAUACCGCGAAAAUGUAGCCUCUGCUUCCAGGGUAUCCUCUGAGCAAGUGAUGCCUGAAAUAUAAGAUGUAUGAAUACUUUACGGAAAAAAGAAUUGAGAUGUAUGUUAAUAACCUCUGAAACAUUUGCUGGAUACCCCCAAAAAAUCUCUGCAGGAAGGUAUAUCCGAAAAAAAAAGGUUUGCGCAAGAUAGCGACAUGUUAAAAAAAUGGUGAAAAAAUGAUGGUCCGUGCUUGAAGACAUGCCAGCUAUAAUUGAUGCGUUAUUUAAUGAAGAACCAAUUUAUUCCUACAGAUGGGGAUGUUUGGGGAACAGAGACAUUCAAUGCUGAACAAAAGCAAGCUGACACCGCUGAAGAUGCACUGCAGGUUCAAGAAAAAGAGCGCUCGAAUCAGAUCACGACACUGUCGUCAGUUAGAACAGAGCCCUUAGAAAGCCCGCCUCAUCACUGUGAGUAACAAGGAUGAAAUACAAAAUUUCAACCUUUCUAAAUUGAAAUUUAUAAUUUCUAUGUACAUGUAAUCUGUAAUUUGUGCUCCAGCCCGAUCUCGCUUAUUACCUGCCACAAAGGUUGUAUCCCCCCUUAUUAUGCCGUCUUCUUGUUUGUUUAUUUUGACUGCGUGCCUUAUUUUUGGCGUGACUUUUCAUGGGGAUUUAAAAGCGGAAUGGUGACAUUGUUUGAAUUAUGAAAGCCGUUUUUCUAUCAAAAUGCCAGCCGAAAGGAGAAAACGUUCUCUUUUGUGGCGGAAAGUGUACUUCUUUUGCUUUGGUACCAAACGAUUUCAUUAACUUCAUUAGCCUGGUAUAAACAAGGAUGUUAGGAUCCUCCUUCAGAUUUAUUUAUUUAUUUAUUUAUUUACUUACAACAUGAUAUUUUUUGCAUCAAAUGGAAACUUGAGGGAAAAGGCGAGCCCGAGAUUAAAACCAUCAUUCAUUUAUCUAUUUAUUUUGUUUUAUUUGUUUAUUUUAUUAUAUGUUUAUUUUAUUCUUUCUAAUGUAUAAAAGGGUUUUGAAGUGCAUAAUGGUUAACGCAAAUAGGAACCGACUUGUUUGCUUACAGUGGUAGCCUGAGUAGCUGACGGUUUGUUUGGCGAGAGGGCAAAUGAACGGUGCAAAUCAGCGGAGUUGUCUCCGCUCCAUUCUCCUCACGGCUUUACUGCUCAUUUGGGCGCUCGAGAAACAAAACCGCCAGCUACGUAGCCUAUUGCAGUGGCUCUUGCAGAAUCCACGAUGACAUUUGUCCACUGUAAUUUUACUGUCACUUACCGCCAUUUUCAGAUAACACUGCAGAAGAGUUAUUUACUUCUCUCCUGAUUCGCUGUGUUGUACAACUGGAGCUUAUUCAAACCAUUGACAAUGUAGUGUUCUUUCCUGCCACAAGUCGUAGAGAAGAUGCCGAAAACCUCGCUUCUGCUAAGGUGAGGAGGACAUUGUAGAUUCUUUCCACUGUUAUUCGAAUAAUUUGCACUAGGUAGGAGAAAUCGUUACGUCAUGUAGCCAUGGUCUGGAUCUGAACAAACCAUGACAGAAAAGAAAACGAAACAAUUGACAUUGUGACUUUCCUGUGCACGAUUGCACUCUAGAAGAAAACGGUAGCCCCCCGGGGGUAGCCCAUACUUUUCUUCCGUCGUUCGACAAUGCAAAUGGCCAUCUCUGUCAAGAAAGAAUAUUGAGAUCUUGAAAUUUUGCUACGAUAGAAAUGUGACGUCACACGUCUCCGCUUUAUUGUGAAAGAGCAUACCAUUAACUGCGUUCAAUACAGGAGAGCGCAAUCCUUAUUUGGUGACGUUUGUUAUGGUUCCUGUUUGUCAUAUCAUGGAAACUAACCCGGUAUUUCCAGUUUGUCCACCCCUCCCGUUCCUUUUCAAGGGUAAGGCGGGUCACGUUCUCGCACACGUUUUUCAGUCUUGACCUCUGCUGUCUUAUUUUGCCUCGUUUUAAUUGACAAUCCUCUCACCAGAAAUGUGCUUUUAGCGGGAUUAAAUUUUACCUUUAACAGAACAAAGCAAUACAUUCGGUAGCCUCCCAUGCAGACAUUCUUAGGGCUUCGUCUUGCGUCCCUUUCCCUUGAACGUUCCUGGGGAAGGAACGUGUUACGAAGCCCUAAAAAUGUUUGCGUGGGAGGCUUCCAGCGAAAUACUAUUAAAUCUUCCAGUCUAUAACGUGUGCCAUGCCAGAUAUGAAAAACCGCUGAAAAAACUGGCCGUAGUGAAAAGUGGUCAAAAGAACAGUAAAUACUUUGUUACACAGACUACUCCAAAAAGAGUCUAAUAUUUCUAAAGAAUACACUGAAGUAAGGAUGUAACAAAGACAUACAGAUUUGAACGCGUAAGAGUAUAAACUAUCGGAAAAGGAACUUUGCAAAACAAAACGAAAGCGAACACAACAACUGAGAUGACGUAGAAUGCUGCAAAUCCCGGGCUAAAAACAUAGAUAGUCUGAAACUAUCCCACGAAUCCCCGCUCGUCUCUGAAUAUUUAUUUCUGACUAAUUCUUUCUUAUGUCUCUCAAUCGCAACAAAUUAUAUAAGGCGGGGAUAGAGACCAGGGGCGGCUGUAUUCAGGCGUUUACUCCAUGUGAUAUUUACAAGUGACAAGUUAAGCCCUCAUGAAUUUUUCCGAGCUAGUUUUGCUGCCCUGAGAAAAGGAACAUUCUAGAGAGUUUAAGCUUCUCGUAUACGGCAAACGGCAAACGUCAUAUUCAAGUUGAGAAUUUCUCAAAAAAGAAAAUGAGCCGAUAAAAACAGCUCACAAAAUUCUUAUGGAUAAAAAAUUGGUUGAAACUACUAAUUCAUGUGUAGAAAUCUGAUGGAUAAUAGGCGACAAGCAAAGGGAAAACUUGGUCACGUGGUACAAAUCGCGUUUGCCGUUUGACUUAAACGUGAUGCUUAACCUCCCUUCUAUUAAGCCCCAAGUAACAGUAGUCCAAGCUAGCUGCCACUUACCUACAUGUAUACUAAUGAGCGCCUUGAUUGCAGUCUGGCGAAGUGUCCCGCACACGGUUAGACAGUUCAGUGAGCGAGACUGCUGCGGAAGCAGGAAUGUUCCCAUUCCUUAGCUCGCCCCAGUUGCUUCUGUUUGUCGACUGCUUGGAAGAGUCUCAUCAAUUCGCGAAGUCCUUUAACUCCAACAAUGAACAGAGGACAUUCCUUAUGAAAGCUGGUGAGUUAAUCAUGGAGAUUUAUUUUGUUUAGCUUUGUUUUUACAGGCGGCCUUAACAUUUUCAAAAGAUAUUGUUAGCAUUCCUUUAGCAGGAGCUGUCGUCGGCUCCUUAAGGAAGCUAUGCAAACAUGUUUAUACAAAUGAGUUUAGUUCUGAAGCCUUGGUUUUCUCAAAAUAGCUCUCUGCAGUUUCCCUGUUUUUCCCUUGCUCGGCAGAAGCUGAACGCCCGGAGCAAGUCAUAUAAAUUGUUAGAGAAAUCAAGGCAAACGAGAGUGCUGCAAAUAAUACCGUGGAAACGAGUUUCAACAUUUUUAGGCGGCGGUAUAGUUAACACCCGCUAAAAGAACCUAUGGAUUAAGAACCUCCUGGCAGAAAUUUGCUGCUUUAAUACCCAAAAAUACAAGAACCUGUUUAGCCAGGCAAGAUCAAGCAGGGUCUUAUAUGUGGGUUAUUAUGAUAAAAAUUUAACCAAGGGGUAAAACUUUAAGUUGUAAAUUUAAGUAUAACAAGAACAUACUGUACUUAACUGUAUAUAAAUUCUGCAAUCAGUUUUGUUAGGGUUAUUUUAAUAAUAUUGUGAAUAAGGAAAAAGUUUAUUUAUUUUUCUGGUUAUCGACAUUGUAUUAUCUCCUUCAUGAAAAUUAAGAACCUACUUAGCCUAAUCGCCACUAAGUACCCCAAAAUAAAGGAACCUAUUUUGCCAGACUUAAAAUCAUGUAGGCUCUUAUUAGCGGGUGUUUACUGUAGUACGGAAUUAAUUAUCUUUUCACUGUUUUCUCUACAGGUUUUAAAGGGAAGUCUAAACCCAAUUUAUUAAAGCAGGAAACGUCCAGCUUGGCCUGUAUGCUGCGCAUUUUGUUUAGAAUGUAUUCGGACGAAGAAAGGAAAGAUUCAUGGCCCGAAAUUGAACAGCGAUCUCUAAGGUAACAAGCUGAAUUUGGGUCCCUCUAUUCUCUAAUCAUCUGAGUGCGUAGGAGAAGUGUUUGAAGAAACCUUUCUCCACUCAUAUAUAAUGAGGAAGACUUAAUUCCCAUUCAUGCCGACCUUCUUAGAGAGUUCUAUUUAACAGCUGUUCUUGUGUUUUUUAUCCUCAGAAUAUGCACAGAUGCGUUGCGAUAUUUUCUUUCAUUGGAAUCCUCCAGUCAUCGAGAUGCUUGGACGUCUCUUCUAUUGCUGCUCUUGAACAGACUGCUAAAACUUGAUAGCGAACGGGUACGUUUGUCUUAAAACUCAGAUAACUGUUUUCUUUGUUAUUUGAAGAUACGGUCUCGGAAAAUAUUGUGUAAUGAUAAAUUUGCUUGUUAUUUAAGCUGUACUUUUAAACUUCAGUGUUGUUUGUUUGUUCAUUAUGUUCUUUUUUUUUUGCGUUUUUUUCUUUUUUUUUUCGUCCUUGUUCAGUCUGAAUCCACUCCGGCACGUAGAGGUAAAAAUGCCCGACACGAGUCUCCCUGCAUUGCCAAAUUCCAGUGUCAUAUAAGGCGUUCUGAAUUGUUUCCACAGAGUAUCCGCCAGUACGUUCCCUUUCACUUAAAAUCAACAUUCUUAGUCAAGCAUGGUUUGGAAAAAUUUCUGAUUACAGUCAUACAGAAACGCGCAGUCUGGGCUUACUCCUACAGUUGAACCGCCAUUAAUGGGCCUCUCUCGGGGUACCGGCAAGUGUCCGCUUAAUGGCGGUUGACUGCUUAAUAGCGGUUCGUCAUGAAUUAACAUAAUCGUUAGAAGACACAUCACCUCUAUCUCGGACUGUAUUUUCCUUCAUUUUUUUUUUCUUGAAAAUAAAGCCAAACUAAGUGAAUCAAGCGCUUUGUAGCCGCUUAGUAGAGGCCACAACAGUGGGAGAACUCUCUUUGGGAGGACCAAUAGGUGGCCGCAGCCGCCCAGUAGACGUGGCCGUCCAAUAGGAGUUUAAGUUCCCAUUCUUUUAUUUCGGGACUUUGAUUACUGGCCGCUUAAAAGUCGGACGCUUAAAGGAGGUUCAACUGUAUUUUUGUUUUAACCUUGCAAAUUCUUGUUGUUGUUAUUGUUAUUAUGCUCCUGCAAUGAGCAGUUGACACCUUUACUUGUCAUGCGUUCAAUCAAGGUUUGUCUCAGCCACACUGAACGCUACAUUUCAUGCCCACCGUUUAAACAGAGACCUUCCUUUACCUCGUUCUUAGGCGCCACCGCAAGCACGGAAAACAGAGAGUGCAGGGCGUCAUGGGAAGGUGCAUUACAUCGUUCCCAAGACACUACACGCGCCGUGCUAGAACAAACACGGACGCUUGUAGGCAGCACCUCUCCUAGAUGUUUCCUAGUCCUUAAGCCUCAUUAUUCCACGCGGCCAAUUCGUUUUGACUGAGAAGGCCUUGAAAGUGCCGUACAGGGACAAGGUAAUCCUGGCUGCACUUCUAACGACUGUUCUAUGUUGUUUUAACAGUUCAAGAGACACAUUUCACGAUAUUACCCGCUGCUUUGCAACAUGUUGUUGGUGGAAUGCAAGCUGGAGUUACGUUCCGUCCUCAGAAGAGUGUUCCAGCGAGUUGGUACCACCUUUGAAAUCUGCGACCUCGCCGAGUCCAGCUGACAAACUCAUUACGUUAUAAAGUCAAUGAAAUCUACGAGAUCACAUGGACCCUUACAGAGCAUUUUUCUUUGGCGUGAAAUGUUUCAGUUAGAAGAGGUUAAAUGAAUGUGAUUGGACAGCAAUUCUUUUGGUAGAGUUUUUCUUAAAAGAAAGAGAUCUUCUGCGAAGGCGUCUGUUGUGAUAUCCAGGUUUGAUAUUGAAAUGAAUCGCGGCUUUUGAAAAAAAAAUGACAGAAGUUCGAGAAAGGUAAGAACUUCUGGUAGCCCAGUUAAUGCAGUUAUGUAGUAUUCUUUACCAUGGACUGCGGAAUUGGUUUAGUAAUUUGCAUGUUAAUUUGUACACUGGAUCAUUAUCGUGAUACCUUCAACAAUCACACAACAAAAUAUUUAAAGAUCUAUAGGAAAACACAACUCACAACAUGAUAUCCGUCUGCCUGCGCGGUUUAAAAAUUAUUACAAGUACUUACUGAAAAACUCUCAUUUGGGACGAGCAGAAGAUUUCCAUGAGGGUGUUUGGACGAUCUUGAUAUUUUUCCCUCCUGAGAUGGUCCGUUGGAUCAGCGCUCUAAAGAAAUUCGUUGUCGCGUCAGUGAGAACAUAUCAGUAGUAUUCCUUAUAACUCUCCGAGUUUAGAAGUGACCAGGUCACCUAAUUUUGCAAUGCACGUUGUUAUAGGUCUAUCUGAUUGAAAGUAAAAUUCUUAAGGUAAUAAAAGUCGUAUUUUAAAAAGGAGCUGUGUCACACAAUUUAUCAAAACUUUAACAGUAGGAACUGCCACUAAAUUUUUCCCUCCUGAGAUGGUCCGUUGGGUCAGCGCUCUAAAGAAAUUCGUUGUCGCGUCAGUGAGAACAUAUCAGUAGUAUUCCUUAUAAUUCUCCGAGUUUAGAAGUGACCAGGUCACCUAAUUUUGCAAUGCACGUUGUUAUAGGUCUAUCUGAUUGAAAGUAAAAUUCUUAAGGUAAUAAAAGUCGUAUUUUAAAAAGGAGCUGUGUCACACAAUUUAUCAAAACUUUAACAGUAGGAACUGCCACUAAAUUUUUCCCUCCUGAGAUGGUCCGUUGGGUCAGCGCUCUAAAGAAAUUCGUUGUCGCGUCAGUGAGAACAUAUCAGUAGUAUUCCUUAUAAUUCUCCGAGUUUAGAAGUGACCAGGUCACCUAAUUUUGCAAUGCACGUUGUUAUAGGUCUAUCUGAUUGAAAGUAAAAUUCUUAAGGUAAUAAAAGUCGUAUUUUAGAAAGGAGCUGUGUCACACAAUUUAUCAAAACUUUAACAGUAGGAAAUGCCACUAAAUUAAGAAAAAUAGAAAAAUAACCCGCUGAGAACAUUAGAAGAAAGUAUAAAUAACAAGGAAAAGACAAAAGAAGGCACAGAUGGACAAACUUGAAGAAGACUGAAACGGAUUGCAAUUGUGUAUUUGAAGAAACUUGUUAGCCUAACAGUUUUGCUGUUUGUAACGUUUGAUAAGAUACUUGGGAGGCAUAUUUGCCUGACAAGAGGCUGUGUUAUUUACAAGUUAUUUGUUCACUAAUGUUAAGUUCCAUAGCGGAUAAAGAUCUCUAAUUGGCAAUAUUAACAAAAUGAACUGGACAGCCGUGACGAAAACCGGUCGCUGCGAUGCAAAGUCGUUUCGAUACGAACUCGAGCAGUGAAAUUGCACAAAAAUUGUAAAGUUUGCAAUUGAACAAAAAAAACAUUUUGGGUGAAUAUUCUUCGUUCUUUAAGCCAAGUAUGUGAUGCUAUUUACACCUCGAAGGAAUUAACUUGUAUCGAAGCGACCGGUAACCGCUGUGACAUAGCCCCCUCAACGCUGGCAGAGAUUUGAAAUGACAAAGUCGUUUCUCAGUUAGAUCUUGGUAAGAAUUAACUAGGUAGUUAUAAGGAAAGCGUAUUAUUAAUGAUCUCUCUUCUCGCUCUACUGAAUAACGCCCGUUAUAUGCGGGCUUUUGAUUAAACUAUGCCAGACUUCACACUUUCAGGUGCCUCGAUUGACUAUGUUCAAAUCUGCCGUAAUGCGCUCCCCCAAAAUUUACGUAAGUUUUGUUUUCAUUACGGCUGUUUUCCCCGCCAAAUGUCGGCUG